Xyrichtys novacula (pearly razorfish) is the source of this 70044-nucleotide messenger RNA. The record is from the annotation of a GenBank genome assembly. NCBI's taxonomy places the organism in Eukaryota, Metazoa, Chordata, Actinopteri, Labriformes, Labridae.
AUGUACGGCAGCCUGCAGUCACCACACUUCCCAGAGCCGUACCCUGGAGAGUCGCAGCUGUGCUGGAACAUCAGCGUCCCUGCCGGCUUCCACAUCAGACUGUACUUCAGCCACUUUGACCUUGAGCCGUCUUACCUGUGCGAGUAUGACUAUGUUAAGGUGAGAGCCUGUGGCAUCAUGGGAAGUUCCUUAGCUCUCUAGCACACACACACAUACAUACACACACACAGACACACACACACACACACACACACACACACACACACACACACACACACACACACAGAAAAAGACAGAUGAUUAGCCUGUUACCUCGCUGCCAACAGGAAAAAGCCCACACACUCUUUAUUUAUCGGCAGCUAAUUGGUGUGAGUGUGUAUGCAUGUGUGUGUUGGUGUGUGUGUGUGUAUGUGUCCUGCAGGUCGUUGCCACUCAGUAUAAACUCUGUGUGGUGUGGUGUGGUUUGUGUGUGUCAGUGGGUUCACGAUAAGAACAAACUCUUCUGCUCUGCAGUAAACAUACACAGUCAUCCUGUAAACACAGCAGCAGAUAAGCCAGGCACCUCCAUCAUCAGCCAAUCAGAGUCCAGCAUUUUCUCAAACUAUGUGAAACAUUGAAACGAAGUAUCUUUGACGCAGUCAUACUAAAAGACCCACUCCAAUGAAAAUCACGUUUUUCUUGCUGUCUACAUGUUCAUAUGGCAUUUUUCUGAUGCUUCAGGACAUGUAAUGAAAAAACUAAGUGCGAAAUUGCAUUUCUGUGUAUUUCUGCAAUCAAAUCGCUCUAAACCUCUGGCAGACCCAAAGGGCAGGCUCAGAUAAAGUGAGAUUUCCUAUGUCACAAAUCCAGGCUCCACCCCCGGAUCCCCGCUAUGCAGGCCAGACUCAAAAAAUAGGGAGGAAAAUUGCAGAACAAGCGUGUGUAUUUGAGGGUUGCAAUGCUCGCGAGAAAGCUAAUUAUGAUAUUAGCUUUCAUCAUGUCCCCAAAGACAUUAGUGCCCGAGAGCUGAAUAGCUCCUAUGUUACCUGCCGCUUCUACUACACCGGCAAUAUUAGGUUACAAGCUUGUGUUAAGGAGUGUGCAGAGCAGGGCUUUCUCCGCCCAUGACUUAGAGCCAAAUUGCUUAUAAACUACUGGAGAUCUGCAGAAGAAAAGCCCUUGAAAAUGACACAGUUAACAUGGCUUUGCCUUAAAACUUCAUAAUCACAAUUUAAAGACCACUGAUAACACUUUGAGUAGAAAAAAAAACAAUCAGUGGGACUUUAAGGAAUACAUCAUUAUCAAACUUUGUUAGACCUCUGAGCUGAAUCAGUGCAGCUAUGGUCAGCAGGUUAGCUGGAGGAGGACUAUGGUCCUGUUCUGUGUUCAGGGGCUGGACUCUGGGCUCAGAUUAGGACUGUGGUUUUUGGCCUGGUCUCUGGAUGUUUUCUCAAGUUAUAUCAGAUCCAGGCUGACCAUGGCAUCUGGACUGUUUCAUAUUUCAGGUGGUGGCAGAUAGGGAGGUGCUGGGGUUGUUCUGUGGUUGGGAGGAGACGGACACAGAGGUGGUUCCAGCUCAGCAGGUCAUCACCUCUCCCAGAAACACCCUCAGUGUUGUGUUCUCCUCUGAUUUCUCCAACGAAGAGAGGUACUCUGGUUUCAUGGCUCAUUACAGUGCCUCAGGUAAGUACAAGAGAACGUCCAAACCCUUCCAUUAACCAGGCAGACCACACCAAAAACGCAUCUCACUGCAGUUCCCAUGACGUCCAGCAGGGGACGCUGAUAUAAACUGUACUGUGUGAAGCAGAAUAAAAAAUGUAACUUCUCUGCAGGACAAGUCCAGCCUCUCCUCUGUCAUACCACUGUAUAACAGUUUUUCUCCUUUGGUUUGGCUCAUUUUUUGAAACCGAAAUUACAUUCUCAGAACUCUAAGAUCAUUUGGUAAAACAGUUUCACAGUUCAGCACAACACAAUGGUUCACCUGCGGAGGCUCAUACCUAGAGCUGCACGAUAUAUUGUUUGAGCAUCAUCAUCGCAAUGUACGUGUGCACACUAGUCACAUCGCAGAGCCUGCAAUGUCGGAGGUGAAUGAACUUACCUAAUUUUAAGGGUAGCUGACUGAGAUACACUCCAUGUGACUCUGCAUGUGCUGUGCAACGAUCCACCAAUCACAUUCCUUCUUUACUCAGUUGCCAAUCAGACUACCCUGCCAGCCAUCAAUCAAAAUCAGAGGAGGAAACCACGCCCCUGCACAUGUCCUGCACAUGGAGUGAGUCGCUGGUGCUGCCGGUGUUGUGCCAAGAAAGGCAUGCCCGCUGAGACGUACUUUCAGAACAUUACCCAUCACUGUUUAGCCCACAAAUAAGCCCCACAAAUAAGAAUUGUAUGGGUUUUAAAUUGUACAUUUCCAUGGCUCACUCUGCUAUAAGCGGUGUGCGUUUUGCGAUGUGCAUGCAAUUCUCGGAGGGCAUGCGUUUCUUGGCACAACACUGGUAACAACAACGACAAUCGCAUAAUGAGCAAUGAACAAGAGGAAACCACUGAAAAUGAAGACUUGUUGCUAAAAAGAAAAGCAAAGUCGGUUAUCUGGAAUUAUUUUGGUUACAAGAACGAUGAUGUUGACCAAAACAUGUGUUCUGUGUCUGCAGUGCCUUUCAUCUGUUGCCACAAUAAUGUCCCAGCACAAUAAAAGGAAGCUAGAAAUAUCUCUGAGACAGGCAGAAGCCAUUCUACUAACAUUCACAAAGAGGUAAGAACACAGCAGGUUGAUUGUCCUCAAGAUUUCAGCCUUGCAGCAUAGCAUAAAGUGCUAUACAGGUCUUUUGGUGAAAAUUCCUGUAUUUUUUAAUAUCGCAAUAUAUAUUGCAGGGUUGAAAAAAAUCGCGAUGUUAGUUUUUCCCAAUAUCGUGCAGCCUUACUCAUAUCUCUCCCAAAACUGUCCAUUCAUGCUUCACAACCAAUCCCCUUCUCAUAUAAAUAAACAGUGCCACCAAAAAUACAGAUUCUUCUCGAUUGCUUUGACUCAUUUCUGUAAACAGACCAAACGUUCUCAAAACUCUUGGUGCUUUUGCCAAAAUAACCUGGAUGGUUCAGCACAACACUGUGGUUCACCUGCAAAAACUCAUAUCUCUCCCAAAACACUUAACUCAUACAUCAAAACUAAAUUCUCUUCUCAUGUAAAUAUUCAGUGCCCCCAAAAUGCCUUAUCCCUUUGGCAUUAUGCAAGCACUGGAAGUCAGAAAGUUUUGUUGUUUUGUUAUUAUAGCAGAUGACCAUUGAAAUAUCCCUUAUGUCCACCUCUCAGUCUUAGCCCAGUCCUUUAUUGGCAAUGGUUACCGUUUUUUUUUUUUUUUUGUCCAGCUAACUGAAUAUCAUUGUUUAUAAAAGAGAAAAAAAGGAUUUCACAGUAAGAGUAGUCACCAAAGUUUGACAUCACACAUUGCACUUAUACCUCCAUCCUCCACACUCAUCACCUGUAAUGUCUUCACACACAGCAUCCAUUACAUCGAGCAGAGACCUUUGAUUUUGAGCCAGAUGAUCAUCCACUCUCCACCCCCAAACAGAGAAUAACUCCUCAAUAGGAUUGAGGAAAGAAGAUUACGGUAGUAGGUGCACCAUGACCAUCUUUGGAUGAGUAGUGAACCAGACCCUGACGAGUGGGUCAAGGUAAAAAUUCACAUUGUACCACACAAUUACCUAGUUUGGUAGGUUAGGUCCAAUGAGACCUCUCUCUUGUAUGGACCAAGAUUGGGGAUGUGAGUGGCCACACCAUUCUUGGAAAUAGCAGCACACAUAGUUAUAUUGCCCCUGCCAUGGCCAAUAAUGUUAGGGCCAUGUCUUUGGCUCUUUGACUCGUCUUUGACGUUUUGUUGUAACACGUUGCACUAGAGAAAGCAGACUGAAUGGUCGGCUGUUUCGGCUGCACAGGCACCAUGGGCCCCCUGCUUCCCUCAGGGUUUGUAUCCUUUUGCAUUGCACAUGCUCUGCCACGUGGCACUGCUUCAGGUGAUGAAAAAGAUUUUAUGGAAUUCCCAAACUUUGUGAGAACAUGUACUCAACGUAAUUUGCAGUGCACAUUACUCUUCUUCAUGUCCAAUUUAAAAAAAACAAAAAAGCUCCAUACCACCAAUGUUUUUGUGCCAGUGUUGUCAAAGGUGUUAUCGUCUGUUGAGCCUUCAUCUGCAUUUUUGCUGUGGGUAGCACUCAUUUUCUUUUUUUUCCCACCAACAGUGCUGUUGGUUUUAUGUAUUAAAGUGCUAUGGUUUGCUUGUAGCUGCAGCCUACAAAGUUGUUUGAUAUUUGGUUCUAAUUUAGCAGAUGAUUGGUUCAGCGCGAAGCGGACCUGGAGCAACUCCCCUUUUCAUUGCCUAUGCGUAGAGUCACUAUCGAAAAGUAUAAUGACAUAUGUUCUUGACUAAUUUUGACAAUUGAACAGACUAACGUGCAUGUGAUGACUUAAACAAAAAAUGAUGCUGACAUGUUUUGGAGAGAACAACUAUGAGACUGAGAAGUCAACAAUCAGUUUAGAUCAACAAGACCUAUUCACUUGGAAAGUGUGCUUAAUGCAGGCUAUCUGUAUGUAAUCAUAAUCAAGCUGUACUGAGACAUCGAGACAUGUAAGACAUUUGCAGUGUGAUGAAAUGAAGGAGAAAUUAAGUUCUGUUGUGAACAAAUGCCAAGUAGUUUGGCAGUUUGUCCAUGUUUUUUAUGAAUUUAAUUUCUGUUUCAAGAAAUCAGCCAAACCAAAGGAGAAAAACUGUAAACCCAGUACUAAAACUAAAACCAAAAGAAAAAACAAAGAAACUGAAACUACAAAGAGGACGGACAUCAAAAUUAGAAUCAAGUCUACAGAGUGAACACCAGGGCACAAACCAGGACCACAACCAGAUCAAAAUUAAACUUCCCAGGAUUUAAACCAGGCUUAUCUAAACCAGGUUUAUCUUAACCAGGUUUAAGCGGAGGACUUAAGUCAGAAAUAAAAUAAAGACUCAAUUUAAGACUUAACUUUAAACCAUGUAACUAAAAACAUAACCAAAAUUAAAACAAAAAAUUAUACGUAAUCUAGACAGACAAACACAGAUAGACACAGUCACACACAGACAAACACAGACAGACACACACAUACACAUCAGACAUACAGAUGGACAAACAGACAUACAGACAGAAACAAACACACAGGCAGACACACACACAUACACGGACAUACGGUCACACAUACAUAUGGAUUCAAAUAUAUUAUGGCAUAACUGCAGUUCUUGGGUCUAACACUAGUACAGCAGUACUGUUGUAUUAAAGUAAUUCUGUUACAUGAUACUGAUUUGAUGGAAGCCUGCACUCCUGACUCCAGCUGAUUCCACCCCCUUUAUCUAAAGAUGUAGAUGAGUGCAGCGAGCAGGUAGAUGAAGAUCUCCUUUGUGAUCAUCUGUGUCACAACUACAUUGGGGGAUACUAUUGUUCCUGUCGCUAUGGUUACCGUCUGCACUCUGACAACCACACCUGCACUGGUAAGAUUGCUGCUGUCUAUCAAAGUUUCAGAUGGACAGGUGUAAAUGUGUACCAAUAGCUUUGUAUCUGUGUACACUGUGGGCUGUGUUUCGAUGUGUACUAUAGGCUGUGUAUAUGUGCGUGCUAUAGACUGAGUAUAUGUAUGUACUAUAGGCUGUCUACAGAUGUGCACCAUAGGCUGUUAAUAAGUGUGUACUAAAGACUGUGUGUAGGUUUGUACUAUAUGCUUUGUGGUGUGUUCGAUAGGUGCUGUAUAUGUGUGAACUGUAGGCUGUGUUUGUGUGUUUUAUAGGCUAUAUACUGUAUACAGUGGAUAUCUAAAGUCGACACACCCCUGUUCAACUGCCAGGUUUUAGUGAUGUAAGCAAAUGACAGCAAGAUAAAUAUUUUCACUCCUUUUUCCACCUUUAAUAUGACCUAUAACCUGUACAAUGCAAUUGAAAAACAAACUGAAACCUUUAAGGAGAAAAAUAAAAAAUAGAAACGUUAAAAUAACCUGGUUGCAUAAAUAUGCACACCCUUGAACUAAUACUUUGUUGCAGCACCUUUGGCUUUUAUUACAGCACCCAGUCUUCUUGGGUGGGAGCCUGUCAGUGUUGCACAUCUUGAUGUGGCAAUAUUUGCCCACUCUUCUUUGCAAAGCGCUCCAAAUCUGACAGAUUGCGGGGGCAUCUCCUAUGUACAGCCCUCUUCAGUUCACCCCACAAAUGUUCGAUGGGAUUCAGGUCUGGACUCUGGCUGGGCCAUUCCAAAGUCUCAAUCUUAUUCCCGUGAAGCCAUUCUUUUGUUGAUUUAGAUGUGCGCUUUGGGUCAUUGUCGUGCUGAAAGAUGAAGUUCCUCUUCAUCUUCAGCUUUCUAGCAGAAUGCCAAAGUUUUUGUGCCGAUACUGACUAGUAUUUGGAACUGUUUAUAAUUCCUUCCACCCUGACUAAGGCACUAGUUCCAGCUGAAGAAAAACAGCCCCAAAGCAUGAAGCUGCCGCGACCAUGCUUCACUGUAGGUUUGGUGUUAUUUUGGUGAUGAGCAGUGUUGAUUUUGCACCAAAUAUACCUUUUGCAAUGAUGCCCAAAAAGUUCAACUUUGGUUUCACCAGACCAUAACACAUUUUCCUACAUGCGUUUGGGAGAUUUCAGAUGUCUUUUUGCAAAAUUAAGCCAGGCUUUGAUGUUUUUCUUUGUAAGAUAAAGCUUCCGUAUUGCCACCCUACCCCAUAGCCCAGACAUAUGAAGACAGCAGGAGAUUGUUGUCACAUGUACUACACAGCCAGUGCUUGCCAGAAAUUCCUGCAGCUCCUUCAGCGUUGCUGUCGGCCUCUUGGUAGCCUCCCUGACCAGUUUUCUUCUUGUCUUAUCAUCAAUUUUGGACAGAUGUCCUGUUCUUGGUAAUGUCAGCGUUGCCCCAUAUUUUCUACACUUGAUAAUGAUGGUCUUCACUGUGUUCCAUGGUAUAUUCACUUCCUUGGAAAUUCUUUUGUAGCCCUAACCUGACUGAUAUCUUGGAAUAAUGAGAUCCCUCUGAUGCUUUGGAAGCUCUCUGCGGACCAUGGCUUGUGCUGGAAGAUGUGGCUACAAAAAUGUCAGGAAAAGCCUACUAGAACAGCUGAACUUUAACAUUGAUCAGAGGCAUUUUAAUUGGUAACAGGUGUGUGCUGACUCCAAUUCACCUGAGUUUGAAUGUUAUUGGUUAAAUCUGAACACAGCCACAUCCCCAGCUGUUAAAGGGUGUGCACACUUAUGCAACCACAUGAUCUCAGUUGUUUAUUUUUACUUCACCUCCCUGAAAGAUUUCUGUUUGUUUUUCAAUUGUGUUGUACAGGUUAUAGGUCAAAUGAAAGAUGGAAGAAGUUGUGAAAUUAUUAAUCUUGAUUUUUUUUUUUACAUGACAAAAACCUGGCAGUUAAACAGGAGUGUGUAGAAUUUUUAUAUCCACUGUAUGUGUGUACUAAGAGAUGUGUAUAUUUGUGUUCUAUAGGCUGUUUUUGACCUGCUUUAGUUUUUAAAUCCUUUAGUCUCAGACUUUGUGUUGCAGCUCUACAGACUUCAGGAGCUUUAACAUGUUUCUGUUUGACAUGAGGAGAAUGUGUGUGUGUGUGUGUGUGAGUGUGUUUGUUUGGGUGCUCGCACUUACGUAUCUACGUGUUUUUGUUACAGCUAAGCUGCAUUCCAGCAGAUUGAUCACACACACACACACACACACACACACACACACACACACACACACACACACAAAGAGAGAGAGAGAGCGAAAGAGUUGAAAUCCUUAGAAAGUGAUUUAAAACUAUGUGUGUUUGUGUGUGUGUUUUGUAUGUGUGUUUCAGUGGAGUGUAGUGAAGAUGUGUUCAGGGAACGUUCUGGUGCUUUAAGCAGUGUUGAUUUUCCUUCCGCGUACCCAAAGAGUUCUGACUGUUCGUAUCGGAUUGAGGUUGAGCCAGGCUUCAGACUCCGCCUCUUUUUUGAUCCUCGCUUUGACGUGGAGGAUCACCCAGACAUCGACUGCCCCUAUGACUAUGUCAGGGUAAGAGGGGCACAGACGCAUACACAAAAACAUUUGCCUGUCAGUGAUCAUCUGGUGGUUUGGUAAGACUUGGUGCCAACAGGACCUUCAGACCUUUUUGAAUUAGGGGAAUCAGCAACUCUCAUACUGCUGCAGUCUGAGACCAUGACCAUCCAGAGUCCACUGCUGUACAGAAGAUUGUUUGUUUCCCUUUUUCAACAUUCAGUAGUUCAUUCAGAACAGCAGAAAAGCUGAAUGUUAGAAUGUUUUUAGUCAGAGUUUAGCUCUCAGUGUUUUUAUAGCAUAAUGACAAACCCAUGGACCACAGGAUCUGUUUACCCAAUCAGGAUACAACUCUACACACUGACUGACACUCUAACACCCUAACAGACAUUUAAAAAUACACAGACUGUUCCUUUAAGAAGAGAUCUACCCCGAAGGGAUACUGUAAUACACUCAGAUCAUGUUUUGUUUGUGUGUGUGUGUGUGUGUGUGUGUGUGUGUGUGUGUGUGUGUGUGUGUGUGUGUGUGUGUUUGUCACAGGUUAAAGCAGGUAGCUCAGACUUUGGUCCGUUCUGCGGAACCAAAUCUCCAGGAGAGAUUCAGACUGACAGCAAUGUCGUUACUGUCAUGUUCCACAGUGACAACUCGGGAGAAAACCUUGGCUGGAGAAUCACUUACACAUGUACAGGUAUGCGCACACACACUCACACACACAGAUUGACUCAAAUAACCAAUCCAAUCAAAACUCUUGACAAGAGUAAAUGUUCCAGGAAUUCCUCUAAAGAGGCAGCUGGACUUAUUGGGUUUUCUUGAAGACGUUUCGCCUCCUUUCCCAAAGGUUUCUUCAGUUCUGAGGGGGACUGUUUCUUGAGCUGGAAUACAUAGCCUAGCCUAGCCUGACAUCAUCAGUGUCAGAGGGCAUGGUAACCACCCCCUGACACUGACGAUGUCACCCUAGGCUAUAGAACUGAGGAAACCUUUUGGAGAAGAGGCAAAAUGUCUUCAAGAAUAUCCAAGAAGUCCAGCUGCCUCUUGAGAGGAAUUCCUGGAAUACCAUGACCUGGAUGAAUGAGAACUUUCAUUAACAAGAGUGAAUAUUGACAUAAAUCCACAUGAAUGGAGCAGAAACAGAUCAAACUUGCAUUACAGUUUUCUCCUUUGGUUUGGCUAAUUUUUUUGAAACUGAAAUUAAACUCACAAAAUAACUUGGGCAAACCUCUAAACUACUUGGCAUUUGUUUACAACAGAAUUGAAUUUCUCUUUCAUUUCAUCUAACUGCAAAUGUCUUAGUACUGUCACGGUUUUGAGUUAAGCAAAAAGGAAAGGACCCAAAUGCAGAAACAAAAGAUUUAUUCAAAAUGAACCAAAUAAAAUUUUACAAAAAAAACCCUCAGAAUGUCCAACAGAAAAACUCCCAAAGGCAAAAACACAAAAGGCAAAAUCCACAAGACACAAAAAUCCAAAAUCCAGCAAAGGCACUGGGGAAAAACCACAAGAAACACUGAAGACACUGGAGACACACAGUGGCACUGACAUACAACACAAAUUCACAAUGAACCAAGAAAGAAACAAGGGAAGACAAGGACUAUAUACAAUACAGGCCAAAAGUUUGGACACACCUUCUCAUUCAAUGUCUUUUCUUUAUUUUUUGUACGACUAUUUACAUUGUAGAUCAUCACUGAAGGCAUCAAAACUAUGAAUGAACACAUGCAAAAUUUUGUACUUAUAAAAAAAGUGUGAAAUAACUGAAAAUAUGUUUUAUAUUCUAGUUUCUUUAAAAUAGCCCCCCUUUGCUCUUGAUGACAGAAGUACUUUGUGACUGACUCUGUCAGUCUCAAAGUAACCCUAACAAGGCACACCUGUGAAGCAGCCGAGAGUGGGAGCUGAGCAGGAUUCUGCAAUGUUGAUUCCUGUUAAAUCUAUCAAUAAAAGUAAGAAGACGUGAAACUUCCCCCUGUGUCUGCUUGUGUACUCGGCUGCAACUUUCGCCUCAGACAAAGUGGGCGUGCUCGGAGGGAUUUUCCCAUUUUGUGACGCAUUCAUGUUCAUCUCAUAUUCCAAAUAGUGAUCAGGAUGUUUGGAUAUCAGGUGAUAAAUUAAACCCAACGUGAAUAAACUCUUUGCAGAUACACCCCUCUUGAAAUUUUAGCAUUAAACACUAUGCCAAUCACUAUUCGUAGCUCUCAGAAACAGGAAUACAGCCAUACCACAGCCACGUACUGGUUGUGGUUUUUGCUUGCAUUAUCAUAACAUCUGUUUUGGCUGUGUUGUUUCGGUGAGAAAAGUGUUUUGGCCCAAAACCAAAAAUGCAGUUUUUGGCCAUUUUCGGUGCAUCCCUAGAAUAUAGUUAGUAACAUAGUUUCUAAAUUUAUUCAUACUAACUCAGUGUGAGCCCUGGCCGUUUUUUACACAAAGCUGAUAUCCUGGCAGGAAUGGAAGAAAGAUACACAAAGCUCUUCCUCUACAGCUUUCCAGCCUCUCUCUGUUUUCAGUUUUUUUUCCAGGCAAUUAGCCACCUGCUGCCACCCAGUGACAUAGAAGAGAACUGCUCCGACGCUCACUUUAUUACAGCACAGACACUCGACAAUGGCUUAUUAUUUGCAAACUGGAUAAUUUCCCACGGCACACCUGACGAUCUCUCACGGCACGCCAGUGUACCUCGGCCCUAAGGUUGAAAAUCACAGUUAAUAUCCCUUCUCCCCUCUUACAAGUCAAGAGUUCAGUUUUGUUUAUAUGACCACGACUACCCGGGUAGAUUUUUCAGUCAUUUCUUAUCUAAGUUAGAAAGUGAAGUAAGACGUCUGGGGCUCUCUGAAGUGGACACCAUGGCUGGCCACACUGUGCUCUGUUCCUUCCUGGCUCGGCACCGAACCUCCAUGGAUUAGAAUCCGAAUCACUUCUUAUCCGGAAAAAAAACAAUCUACACAUAGGGCUCUAUUUUCGUGUACGCUGGUGAGGCGACGGAGGAUGGCGGUGAGCCCCGCGCAGUUGUAUUUUCGUCUGGCGGAGCCCGGCGUACAGCCAGUUUGGUAUUUUCGUGGACUGAGGCGCACGGAGGCGAGCCGAGAUCCGCCAAGCUGGGCGUGGUAGGGGGAGGUGUCGACAGAAUCAGCGGGCGCAGUGACAUUUUCGUGCUCACCAGUGGCGUGUAAAGUGCGCUGAAAGCUUGCCGAUUCAAACCUGGUCAGCUUUCAGCGCAGGCGGAACGCAGCUGGUCUAGUAGUAUUUUGGUAGACCGGCGGCGUAUCGGCAUACGUCACACAUGCCUUACCGGCAGGUUUCCACAGUGUCAGGCACAUUUCAGUGCAAUAAAUAAUCAUCAACAACUAAUAAUCUGAGUUAGCACAUACAUUUAGAUCUAUUUAGAUAUAUUCUGAUCUAUAUCUGAUCUGAUGAGCGCGUUUGGCACGCGUUUGGACACACAACCUGACCGAAUCAACACAGCUGAAACCGCAUUAAAUUAAAUUAAAUAUCUAGUAAAUAGACACACAUGAUGAGGUGAACAAGAUAUGUAAUUCGUCUCCCUCCUUUUCUUUCUUCCUCUUCCUCUUAUUUCUCGCACAGCUCGACCUGGACACGUCUCCGUGUCCUCUCUCUGUCCUGCUUCAGCAGCAGCUGAACAGAUGAUUUGUUUCAGCACUCAGAUGCUUUAUCUACUUUAAGCCGACAUACGGAUAUUAUAAUAUUCAGUUUUGUGAGCCAAAUUUAUUUUAUAUGCCAACAUCUAUGAAAGAAAGAGCCAGGCCACAGAGCGCGAUGCGUCAUUUACGCACAGAUGGUUCCGAUUUUAAUGCCAUUUUUGGAGUUUAUGUUGUGAUCUGUGCACUCAACCCACCUUUGUCACAUGAGGUUUGAUAAUGAGCAACUUUAUGUGAGUGUCUUUAUUUGUGGAAAAGGGUGUCUUACCAGUGGGUCCAACAUUACACACACCAAAUCCAUCUGUGCUCAUAUGAGAGAGUGUGGAGGACGCCCAAUGCAGCGCUUACAGUGACACUUGUUGAAGAGCUGCCCUUUGUCGCCAUCGUGUGGCAUAACUGUCUUCAGACAUCUCUUGAUCUCCUUGACUACUUCAUGAAAAUAGUAAUACGCCUCGCCGGUGGCGGAUUUAAAGGCAAGGACUCGGCUGUGUUAAACCCACUCUCCGCCCUCUUUCCUCCCUCGCUACGACUUACGCCGCUGGGAGGAGCUGAGUUAGGGAGGGGGGAUACUUAUGCCGGGCUGCACCGCUCACCAAAAUACCAAAUUGUGCUUGGGAACGCCUUGUCAUGCGCCGCGUCACCGGCGAGGCAUGAAAAUAGAGCCCAUAGAGUGCAGAAAAUAUGAUCAUUUCACUAUUCUAUCACUUGCCAUCAUUUUACUUUUUCACUUUUUACUCUUAGUAUCGUAUAGCUAUAUCCAGAUGCAGGAUAUACAGCACUCAGAUAACUCUAAACUAGUCUGUACACAUUCACAGUGCAACACAAGUAUUUUUAUCAUGACAGUUAUCGAUUGUAAACUUAUAUUUUUAACAUAAAUGAACUUCUUUAAAUUUUUAAACAGCUCUUUUAACCACUCUUUUUAACUGAAGCAUAUUGCUUUUUUAACUCUUCUUCUUAUCCAACAUCAACACUUGCAAGCGUAGCGGUAGUGCCACUCGCGAUUAACAUUAGCUCUGUGCUAACAUAGCUAGCGAUCUUUUUAAAGUUCAUUUACAUGGUUCACAAUGAUACUAACAGUACCAUGGUGGAUUCAAACAUUAGGAAAUAUUCCUGUAGCUCCGAUUGGUUUUACAAAAGUAUCUCAAUGACAGGCAUUUUCACAUAACGAGCUUCACCAACAAGCUCACAACGAAACCUAGGCUGUUUUCGAAUUGGUCUACUGCAUACUUUUGCCGACCACAGUAUGCAGUACAUACUGCAUACUGAAUACAUUGUUUGAAAGGAGUACAUAGUAUGACUGUAAGUCGGCUGUUAUUUUGUAGUAUGCUGGUUUCCGGUAUGGAAAAGUACAUUGUACCUUGGUUAAUUGCAUCAACACUACAGUGUUGCCCAUUCAUUUAUGCACUGAAAAAAUCUGAUGUGUUUAUUAAUAUUAUUUUUGGGGGAUUUGUUAGCCUGACACCAGCCAUCGAAACCUGCUCUGUCUAUGCAAUAACUCGGCGAUCUGGCAGCAUUUGAUUCUCUUUACGGCACUGUAAAUACAGCAAAGUUAUGUUGUCCUUGUUUACUGCUUAAAUGAAACGAUAGUUUGACAAGUACGGUAAAAACCCUCUUAUAGAAACUCCUGUCUCCUGUCAGUUUAUUUCAAAUACCGUCUUGGCUGCUGAUUGAGUCUGACUGCUUUAACAUUUACUCACCUUUUUGCAUUAAAGCUUUAGUCCCCCUCUAAUGCCAGUUGCCUGUGUGUUUUAAACACCACGCGUACUGUACUGUAUAAAGGAUGAGGAGAAGCAGGAAAAUUUGAGGCGAUGGAAAUAGAGGAUAAAAACUGGAUGGUAUGAUAACAAAACAUGGCAUUCUUGUCAGUGGUUUGCACAAAUACUGCUCAAAGAAGGAGGAGAAGACAGGCUAUCAGAAGGAGAAAUCUUGGCUGUCCUCUUAGAAAAUGAGUGCUCAGGUGAAAAGUCUCGCCACUCUCCACUAUGGGUAACAGUUGGUGAAGCAGACUGCUCCGAUGCAUACUGUGAAUUUUCCCAAAUCAGUACGUCAUCUGGUAUUUUUGGCAUACUGCAAACUUCGCAUUUGUUCGCCUACUGCAUACUCCAUACUAAAUUCUGGGCAAAUUAGUAUGUACUGCUAGUAUAGUAGGCAAAUUCGAAAACAGCUCUAGCCUCUUAACAUGUUGCAACCACUCUUACAGGAGAUCUCUCACAGGCUCACAAGGUGAAAAGGCCCCACUUAUCCAAAAUAAUACAGCACACUCGUCCCUAAUAAGUGAAGGACUCACCAGACAAUGCUUCAGAGUGGUAAAUCAGCAAUUUCCAACCUCUAUUUGACUUCCUUACCAGUGAGGUAAGGGCUUUUUCUCGUUGACCAUGACGAUAAGUAACAGCUGAUACGCCACCUUGUGGUGGGGCAUUAUAAAGGCUUUCAAAUAACAUAAAUGGGUUUAAUAUCCAUGUAGGUUACAUAUUUAUUACAAGAUAAAUGAUGGUACAACAUGACAAUAAGAUAAUGAAGAUAUAUAAUAGAUGAAUUAAAGACUCUGACUCAGCUUAUGAUUACAAAAGUUAAUGAUCGAGAGUGAAUAUGCUCAGACAUAUUAACCUACAUUAACUUUGGUGUAGAGAUAAAUUUGAAGGUGGAUUUGGAUGAAUUUAGGAUAACCCGAAUUAGUGAUUAUUUGAAUCAUGAACACAUGAGACAGCAUAAGUCCUGUUUGGAGCUCUGGAGGUUUGUAUACUCAAGUGAGGCUGAUCAUUGGAGAAGAUGGAGCAGCUUCACCGAAGGUCCAGGCUGUGUGAGAGGUUCGAAUCAGAAGAGGACCGUAGUCAGACAAAAGAUGGGCCAGUCACAUCACACAGCCCUUAAUGCAGAACCACCCUUUAUGUGUCCUUUGGAUGCUCCUUUGUUCCCACUGCAAAACUCUGGUUCAGAGGAUGGAGUUGGGAACCUGGCUGAGGGCAGUGGAUAAGUCGGGGCUACCAGGCAAGUUCAAAGCCUGGAUUUACCAACAUGGCAUCCUACCUCGACUUCUCUGGCCACUGCUGAUUUAUAAUGUGCCUGUGACCACCAUCGAGUACUUCGAGAGGAAGGUCAGCUCUUUCUUGCAGAAGUGGCUGAGCCUACCACGAAGCCUCAGCAGCAUCGCAUUGUACGGGAAGAGCAACAAACUUAACCUACCCUUCAGCAGUCUGACGGAGGAGUUUAUGGUUACCAGUGCAAGAGAGGUGCUGCUGUAUAGGGACUCAAGUGACAUCAGAGUCUCCUCGGCUGGUGUAGAAGUGAGGACCGGCAGGAAGUGGUGUGCUCAAGAGGCAGUCGAUCAGGCUGAGUCCCGCUUGCGGCACAGUGAACUGGUGGGAACAGUGGCAUCUGGACGGGCAGGACUUGGGAGCAACCCGAGACCUUCAUAUAACAAGGCCAAGGGGAAGGAAAGGCGUCAGCUGAUCCAGGAGGAGGUCCGAGCAGGGGUGGAGGAAGCCCGCUGCAGCAAGACAGUGGGGAUGCGGCAGCAGGGGGCAUGGACCAGUUGGGAGGAGGCAGCUGCCCGGAAGGUCUCGUGGUCAGAGCUAUGGCGAUCUGAGCCUCACCGGAUCAAGUUCCUCAUCCAGUCGGUCUACGACGUCCUCCCAAGCCCAUCCAACCUCCACCGCUGGGGCUUGGCUGAGAACCCACUGUGCCCUCUCUGCCAAAGAGCAGGAUCACUGGAACACAUCUUGAGCUGCUGCCCAAGAGCACUGGGAGAGGGGCGCUACCGCUGGCGCCAUGACCAAGUGCUACGGGUCAUUGCGGAGGCCAUCAGCACAGGCAUCUCCACCAGCAAACACAUACAACCAUCAAGGCAGACCAUCGCCUUCGUUAAGGCUGGGGAGAAGCCGCAGCAGCUCAGGAGGCAAGCAGGGGGGCUGCUGGCAACAGCCCGGGACUGGCAGCUGAAAGUCGACCUAGGGAGACAGUUCAAAUUCCCGGAGAACAUCGCAGUGACCCCGCUCAGGCCAGACAUGGUCGUGGUGUCUGAAACAACAAGGCAAGUGGUCCCGCUGGAGUUGACUGUUCCCUGGGAAGACAGGAUGGAGGAGGCCUUUGAGAGAAAGAAAGCCAAGUAUGAGGAGCUGGCAAGUGAAUGCCGAAGCAGGGGAUGGAGGACCUGGUGCAACCCCAUCGAGGUCGGAUGCAGAGGAUUCGCUGGCCAGUCCCUCAUCAGGGCUCUCAAGAUGCUGGGAGUGGGGGGACUGCACAACAGGCGAGCCAUCAAGAACAUCUGCGACGCAGCAGAGAAGGCGUCCAGAUGGCUGUGGAUCAAGCGGGGUGAUCCGUGGCCACAUGCUCUUAAGACACAAGCCGGGACUUGAUCACCCCGGCUGGGUCCCCUGGGUGAGGGUGUCUGUUGCAAGACCCAAAACACCCAGUGAACCCAGGUGCCAACACUGAUGAUGUGUCUUAAGUUGUUACACCAUAAGUGUAUUUUAGAACUGGGCCUGCUGGGUGCCAUUCAGGGGCGACUUUGAAAUAACACAGAUAACUAAGAAAAAGAGGCUCAAUGGCCAGUCAAAACUAUUUCAAAAAUGACUGAAAGAAAAAUUAGUUACAAACUUAAUCUUGGAUUGCAAUGUGCGCAAAAAAGUUGAAGUUUCAAAACUUGAACUAAGAUGUGUGAGAGAAAAAAUGAAACAAUAUGAAUGAACACGUGGCAUAAGACUUUAAAAGCUGGGAAAAAGUAAGACGAAGCAAGAAGAAGAGUAAGAGCACAAGAGAAUAAGUGAAUAAGAGGAGAAUAAGUGCGUGAGUACCCCAACUUUACUGGUUUUAUCUUCUUCAAACUGGGAGUGUCUCUCACGGUGUGUGUAAGGAGGAGAGAGGAGGGGUUGCUGGUCGCCUGCUGCAUCUUCUUUAGAGGAGACCUUCAGGAUCCCUGAUUAUUUGAUCUAGCUUAUACUUUUGGCUGGUAAAGGAGUCAGAUCUGAAACUCACUAUGAUUAAUGUUAUUAAAAGCUUGGUUCAUAAUAAAUGAUUUGAUACUAAACACAUAUGAAGAAAUGUAGAACCACAUCAAACAUUCUCAUUAUGUUUUAAAUAUCACGUUGAACAUGCUAAAUUAUUCUGAAAUAAAACAGACAGUAACAUAAGAUAAUACAAUAACACAAACAAAAGAGUAAAUACAUGUAAAUGAACUUCAUCAUGAUUGAUAAUGGAUUCUAUGUACUCACAUUCAGAUUAUUCAAUGACAUUAUAACCACCUGAUGGUUAAAAAUACAAUAUAGGGCCCUAUUUUCGUGCUUCGCCGGAGACAUGGCGCCAGCGCAGCGUAAGUCAGGUCCGCUGCGCCGACAAGGCGUUCCCAAGCACAAUUUGGUAUUUUGGUGAGCGGUGCAGCCCGGUGUAAGUAUCCCCCCUCCCUAACUCAGCUCCCCCCAGCGGCGUAAGUCGUAGAGAGGGAGGAGAGAGGGCGUGGAGUGGGUUGAACACAGCCGAGACCUGUAUUGACCAAUAACAUCAGCUCUCCUCGCCUUUAAAUCCACCACUGGCGAGGCGUAUUAAAACGUAUUUUCGUUAAGUAGUCAAAGAGAUCAAGAGAUGUCUGGAGACAGUAAUGCCACACGAUGGCAACAGAAGGCAGCCCUUCAACAAGUGUCGCUGUAAACGCUGCAGAGGGCGUCCUUCAAACUCUCUCAUAUGAACACAGAUGGAUUUGGUGUGUGUAAUGUUGGACCCACUAGUAAGACAAACACCCUUUCCACAAGUAAAGACACUCACAUAAAGUUGCAUAUAUUUAAACCUCAUGUGACAAAGGUGGGUUGUGCGCCAAGAUCACAUCAUAAAUUCGAAUAAUGGCAUUAAAAUCGGAACCUUCUGUGCGUAAAGGACGCAUAGCGCUCCGUGGCCUGGCUCCUUCUUUUAUAGAUAUUGGUGUAUAAAAUAAAUUUGGCUGACAAUACGGAAUAUUUUAAUAUUCAUAAACUGUAUUCGGCUUAAAGUAAAUAACUCAUCUGAUCACUGAAACAAAUCAUCUGUUCAGCCGCUGCAGCAGCAGCUGCAGCAGGACGGGGAGAGGACACGGAGACAUGUCCAGGUCGAGCUGCGAGAGAAAUAAGAGGAAAAGGAAGAAAGAAAAGGAGGGAGAUGAAUUACAUAUCUUGUUAACUUCAUCAUGUGUGUUUAUUUACUAGAUAUUCAAUUUAAUUUAAUGCGGUUACAGCUGUGUUGAUUCGGUCAGGUUGUGUGUCCAAACGUGUGCCAAACGCGCUCAUCAGAUCAGAAAUAGAUCAGAAUAUAUCGAUAUAGAUCUAAAUGUGUGUGCUGACUCAGAUUAUUAGUCUUUGAUGAUUAUUUAUUGCACUGAAAUGUACCUGACACUGUGGAAACCUGCCGGUGAGGCAUCGGUGACGUAUGCCGAUACGCUGCCGGUCUACCAAAAUAUCACGAGACCAGCUGCGCUCUGCUUGCGCUGAAAGCUGACUAGGUUUGAAUCAGCGAGCUUUCAGCGCACUUUAUACGCCACUGGCGAGCACGAAAAUGUCAGCUGAUUCUGUCGACACCUCCCUCUGCCACGCCACCACGCCCAGCUUGGAGGACCUCGGUGCACCUUAGUCCACAAAAAUACCAAACUGGCUGUACGCCGGGCUCUGCCAGACGAAAAUACCACUGCGCAGGGUCUGCCACCCCCCGCCGCCUCACUGGCGGACACGAAAAUAGAGCCCAUAAAGUAAUAAUUAAAACCUAAGCCAAAUAUUUCUAAACUAUUUAUAUUACUUAGAGUAAAGUCAUGAUUUAUAGUCAAUAAAUUUAACUCUUAAAAGUUCUUGAAACAGUCUGAAAAGCUGUUGGUCUAAAGAAACUAAAGAAUAAGGAUUUAUUCUGUCAGAGUAAUAGCUUGGCUUCUGGAGCAUGUCGAAAAAUGGGACACAUCUCAUUUUGACACAAAUUUCAUGAUGAGACAGAUUAGUACAUUGCUGAAUGUAUAAGACGUCAUUAUCAGUCAUUUGUCCUCUUUCUCCAAAGGAAUGUAGUUUUUAGCAAUAUAUGGUUGAGCAGGGUUUUAUGACGGAUGUCUGGAGGUCAGCAUCCAGCUCCUCAGACCUUUGGUUGGAUUCCAUGUGUUCACCCACUUUAAGACAGUAAAUCUCAAAUGGGAGACCUGGGUUGAGGCAUAAAUUAUUAUUUAGAUGGUCAGUGAUGGAGUCAGUUUGGAAGGCAAUGAACAACUCUGUCUCUUUUCUCCAAAUUGACCAAUUGUGAAGAACUAAAGGUUUGGGUCAACCUCCGUUUGGGUCAGUUGGGUAACCUGAAAGUACAAACAAGUCUGGAAAGAUUUAUAUGAUUCUGUGUCCUGGGACCAGAUAAGGAACCUGUCCUGUGAGGAAUGUGUGAGUUUCACACACAGAGUUGUCUUAAUGCUACGUUGCUAAUGAUUAAAUACAGAUAGCGUGCAUUAAGCACAAUUUCCAACUGAAUAGGUCUUGUUGAUUGUGGACUUCUCAGUCUCAUGGUUGUUCUCUCCAAAACAUGUCAGCAUCAUUUUAUUGUAUACUGUUGUCAUAUACAUGAAACAGCUAGCAAAAUUCAUCCCUCCAAGAAGUUCCUCCAAUGAACAGGCCACAUGUUGAAUUUGGCAGGAAUUUUAUGAAGAAAAGGUAAAACUGAAAUAAAAAAGAAAUAACACAGAUAAGGUAAUUCUACAGGUAAAUUUAACAAACACUUGGCUACAAACUGUCAAAAUAUCACUGAAUAUACAAACAUGAAUCAAAUAAAUACACAAUAAUUAAGGUAACCUGUGUCUAAUGUUAAAGCUAUGGUCUAUGAUUAGAAAACCAUUUGGCUGUUGAGACAGAUUUGAAAAUCUGUCUCAACAGCCUGCCCCCCUUCAGCAGCCUGCCCCCCCCCCCGCGUCAACAACACGCCUUGACUCUUGACCUGAGGGGAGGGGGAAACUGAGGAACUGUCGAUGGGAAGGGAGAGACUGUCAACUUUGGAUAGGGUGAAUUUGGAACCUACUAGAAGAAUUUCUGUUUUCUGACUGUUUAGUUGGAGAAAGUUGGCGGUGAACCAGGAUUUAAUUUCAGAUAGGCAGGUGAGGAGGGAGGUAGGUGGGAGGGUGGAGUUUGGUGAGCUGGAGCGGUAGAGCUGGGUGUCGUCCGCGUAGCAGUGAUAUUGAAUGUUGAAUUUACGGAAGAUGGAACCAAGGGGGAGGAGGUAAGUGAUAAACAGCAGGGGCCCCAGGACAGAGCCCUGGGGCACACCUGAACUGACUGGGGAGGGUUCGGACUUGAAGGAUUUGAGCUGGAUGAACUGUGUGCAGUCUGAGAGGUAAGAGUGGAACCAGCGGAGAGGGGUGUGGGAGAUACCGAUGGAAGAGAGUCUACGGAGGAGGAUGGGAUGGGAGAUGGUGUCAAAGGCUGCACUGAGGUCGAGGAGGAUGAGGAUGGAAAGUGAAUCAGAGUCAGCUGCAGUGAGAAGGUCAUUGGUGAUUUUUAGCAGUGCAGUUUCGGUGCUGUGGCGGGGGCAGAAACCAGAUUGGAAGGGGUCGUAGAGGGAGUUCUGGGUUAGGUGGGUGUGAAGUUGGCUGGUGACGACCUUUUCCAGUAUUUUGGCUGUGAACGGUAGAUUGGAGAUGGGGCGGAGGUUGCUGAAGUUAUUGGGGUCAGAGCCAGGUUUUUUCAGGAUUGGGGUGAUGGCUGCUGUCUUGAGGGAUGCGGGAACAGUUCCAGUGGUGAGUGAAGAGUGAAUGAUGGCAGAUAUGAGAGGAAGCACAGACGGGAGGCAUGAUUUGACCAGUGUGGUGGGAAGGGGAUCCAGCUGACAGGUUGAGGGUUUGGAUUUCCGGAUGAGAUCGUAGAUUUCAGAGUCGACGGGGAGAAGAAAACUGGAGAAGUACUGACGGUGUGGCAGGGGAGUUGGUGGGGUCGGAGGAGGUCCGGGGGGAGAGAGCCUGAGUGCAGUUGUUGGUGGAUGUUGGAGAUUUUGUCAUUUUGUCAAAAAAUUGCAUUAGGGUGUUACAGGUGUGGGUUGAAUACAGGUGGGGGGGGGGGUCUGGUGGCUGGAGAGACUUGUUGAGGAGAGUGAAUAGUGAUCUGGGGCCUUAUGUAUCAAUACUUGCGUGGAACUCAUACCAGAAACGAGCGCACGCAAGGUCCGUCACGCUGAAAAAAAUCCUUAUGUAUCAAUGUGUGCGGGCGCCGAAAUCCACGUGUGUUUCCUUGAUAAAUCCCAAUCAGCGUGGAAUUGAGCGCAGAUGUCGGAGUGACUGGGCCCGUCCCCGUUACGCCCUCCUAUAAAUAUGCAGAUUUAUUUAAAUGGGGUCUCCCUGUCCUCGCACGCAGAUAAAAUGACAAGAAAAACUAAAUUUACGGCGUGCGAGGUGGAGGUGCUGGUGGCGGAGGUGGAGGAGCGACAGCGUGUUUUAUUUGGCAGCCUGUCCAGUGGCGUCAGUGCAAAACGAAAAUGCUUGGAGUGGGAGAAAGUUUGCGACAGGGUGAAUGCGGUGGGUUCCGAGACACGCACCCCCGCGAAGAUUAAAAAAAAGUGGUCAGACCUCAAGGUGGAGGUCAAGCGGCGUACAGCUGCCCACUGGAGGAGUACUGGCCAGACAGGUGGGGGUCCGGGGGAGGAGACCCUCACACCGUUUGAGCAGCGGGUGGUGGCGAUUAUUAUUAUAGGGUAAGUGGCGUGUCACACAAAUGUCCACAUGCUUUGUCAUCCCACUGAGCAAAAGACGUAUAUUAGACGUCUAGUCUAAGUUUAUACUUCAUUUCACCGUCGGGAUUCAGUCUAUUUUUAGACGUGAUUUAUACUUCGCCCUUAACUUCAUUUUUCGAUAACUUUUUAUGCAAUAAACAACUGUAAUGUGCAUAACUGACCUCUAAAUACUGGAUUACAUUACCUAUGAUACCGUGGAGAGAGAUGUAAACGCAACAGAUACACAGAGGCAGGAAUUGAAAUGAACAAAUAUUUUUAUUGUGUCACAGAAAUCAAUUUGUUGGCCGUGUCGCCGGGUUGCGGAACCCCGGCCCGCGGCAGCCCGUCCACCGGCUCGGAGUCGUCGGCCAGGACCAGCGGCAUUCGGGCCACCCCGGCCUCCGGCCCCAGCACCAGCACCAGCAUCAGCACCAGCGCGCCGACAAGCGGUGGAGCGUCCACCAGCCGCGGCGCUUCCGCUGGACCACCCGGACGCAGUGGAAGGGUCCUCGCGGAGGGGGUCCUGCAAUCGCAGGAAGAAAUCAUCAGGGGGAUCGCGGGGAUCAACGAGCGGCUGGACCGGCUCGUAAAUGUCCUCGAGCGUCUGGUGGAGAAAAUAAAUUCAUUUGGCUCAUUGAACUGUGUAUUCACUUCUUACCCGUUCACACUGUGGCGAUGAGAUUCUCCCGCGCGAGGACGGCGGCCCGGCAGGGAUCAGCUCGCAUCCCUCCGUCUGCUGCUGGUUCGUCAUGUGGGGCGACGUGCUGCUCGGCCACGGGGAUGUGGUGCACGCUUGUCACAUAGUGAGUCACCAAACACCGCCACACAGCGUCGCCAAAGUGCGAAUCACAGUCAACGCAAGUAUCAGCUCAACGCCAAUUUCUACACCACCUCCAGACUUUGCGUUGAUUAGCGCUGGAACCGACGCUCGUUUCGCGAUGAUAAAUCUGGACGUGUGCGCCGAUUUUGGCGUACGCAAGGUUUUCUUGCGCCGCAAGCGUUGAUACAUAAGGCCCCAGGUGUUUCCUUUGUUGGAGAUGAUCUGGGCGGAGUAGUGAUCUGUCUUGCCUUGAGAAAUUGAGUCCUUGUAGUGGCGGAUGUGGUUAGUGUACAUUUCUUUGUGAAUGGAGAGUCCAGUUUUCUUGUAGAGUCUUUCCAGUUGGCGGCCUUUGGUUUUCAUGGAGCGGAGAUGGGGGGUGUACCAGGGAGCAAUUGUGGACAAGGAAACAGAGCGUGUUUUGACUGGAGUGAGGGAGUUGAGGAUGUUAUUUUAACAGGUGUUGUAAUGGGAUGUUAUUUCAUCAGGGGUAGCGGAACAGUCCGCGAUCAAAAUAUUUGGAGAUGUUAGAGCGCAGAGUGUCAAUGUUUAUGUUCUUAAGACUGCGGAAUGAAAUGAGGUGUGGUGAGUUAAUUCUAGAGAGGCAGAGAGGAAUACUGAAGGAGAUGAGGAGGUGGUCACUUACAUGGAGAUCAUCGGCUGUGCAGUUGGAUGGGAUGAGGCCAGAGCAGCAGAGUAGAUCCAUCCAGAGUGUGUCCUUUAGUGUGUGUCGGGAAGUUGAUGAAUUGAUGGAGUCCAAAACUGUCCAGGCAUGAUGAGAAGUCUAUGGUGAGGGGCAGGUUGGUGUUGUCAAUGUGGAUAUUGAAGUCCCCCAGUAUUGUUGUGUUUGGUGAGAGUGUGCAUAGAUGGGUGAGUAGAACAGAGAAGUCAUUUAAGAAGUCGGUGUGGGGCUUGGGGGGCGGUAGUUGGUGGGAGUGGGUCCAGGGAGUGUAAGUGCCAGAAGUUCGAAUGAGGAGAAGAGAGGCAGGGACAGCGGUAGAACCUUCCACUUCUUGUGGUGGAUGACGGCGAUACCUCCACCACGGCCGUGGCUGCGGGGGUGGGAGAGGUAGGUGAAGUCCGGGGGGGUGGAGUCGUUGAGUCAUGAGAAGUCAUUUGGUUGUUGCCAUGUUUCAGUGAUGCAGAGGAAGUCCAGCUUGCGGUCAGUGAAGAGAUCAUGGAUGAUGUGUCCCUUGUUGUUGAGUGAGCGGGUGUUGAGGAGUCCGAAGCUGACACAGUUAUUGUCAUGUUUGGUGAAGAUGGGAGCCAACAUGUGAUUGACAGUCCUGGUGGUGUAUCUAUCAGAGUGGUGUCUGUUGGUGAUAUGGACAGGAAUAGGGAGGAGUUGGAUGCUACUGUGAUUAUUUGGGAGAGGGGAAAAGAUGACGGAAAGACCUGUGGCAGAGGGAGUCGGUGAUAGAAUUUGCCAGCAGGGAGAGCUCUGGGGAGGACCUGUCAACAGUGGGUGCACCACAGAGGGAGAGGGGGGUGUGUGUGGGGGGGAAGUAAAUAGUCAGUCACAUGGUGAACAGUGUACAGCACAUAUGUCAGAGUCAAGGCCCGCGGGCCGGAUGUGGCCCGCGAGAAGGUUUUUUACGGCCCCUGGGAUGAUCUUGAUUUAUUAUUAGAACCGGCCCGCAGACCGCAGCAAGCCGGCAGCCCGCAGAUCUUUUACACGCACCAAUACUACAUUUCCCACAAUGCAACGGUGACGCACCGAGCAGUAGGCUGCUUCAUUUCAAUAUUUAUUAGCACAGCAGUCGUCAGCAUAACAGUAAAAUUAACUUUCAGAUACCCAUCAAAAAUGGCAAAACGGAAGGUGGACACUGAGAACCGGGGGUUUCAAACAAGGUGGGAGUCGGAGUAUAUGUUCACGGAGGUAGCUGGAAAACCUGUGUGUCUUCUGUGUGGAGAAAGUGUGGCGGUACUGAAAGAGUAUAAUCUGAGACGACAUUAUGAAACGAAACACGCGGAUUUUUGCACUUUAUUUUAUUGUAUUUCAAUCCAAUUAUAUUUUAAAAAUAUUUCAGUUGAGUGGAUGAUCGAAAAUUGCUAUUAUUUUUUUUUUCUUUUAAGUAAAUUUAGCCCACUUUUGCUAAAAUAGAAAAUAUAGGCUACUGAUGGUGCCUUGAAUAAUACGGGUUUCUUUCAUUUAAUGUUCAUGUUAUGGGGAUUUUUAUAUAAAGGAAAUUUGUCUUUUGUGUCUGUUGAAAAUUAAAGAUUACUGACAGAGCCAUAAGAAAAUAUUGCUUUAUUUAUCUGAUCAUAUUGGAAUAUAUUUGUUAGGUUUUCAGUAGGUUCAAUUAGUUUAACUAGACUAUAUGCGUCAUUUAAAAAAUUUUCAAUGAACAUUCGAUCAGUCCGGCCCUCAGCUUGUAGCUAAAUUUUUUAUUUGGCCCUUCGUCCAUUUGACUUUGACACCCCUGGUGUACAGUGUGCUGCAGGUUAGCCGCUAAUAUGCGGCUACCUGUGGUGUUCGGGUGGAUACCAUCCAGUUUAAAAAGGGACGAACGGUUCCAAAAAAGAUUAAAAUUGUCCACGAAGGCAAAGCUAUGAGCUUGGCAGGCAGAUUGGAGCCAGGUGUGCAGGCUGAGCACUCUACUGAAGCCCCCGCACCCACGACCAGAAGUGGAAAUGGGACCGCUGAUAAAAACAGACAGUUCACAGUUCUUCAGAAAGUUAAAAAGUUGGGUAAAAUGGUCCUUCGUGAGCUCGGUCUGGUGGAGGGACGUGUCAUUUGUACCGACAUGGAUUAUGAUUCUCUGGAUGGAAGUUGGGAGAGAUUUUAACAGAGUGGGGAGGAGUGUUAAAAUGUCAAGGACCCUCGCACCAGGGAAACACCGCGUGACAGCGUUAAAAAAGCGGAUGUUUCUCACGAUGGAGUCACCCACAAUUAAAGUCGUCGGAGGGAAAAGUGGAUGUGGAGACUGCGUGACCGGAGAGGAAUAUGUCGGAGGAGGGGGGGAACUCGCCGAGGAGGACAUCGGAGACAAGACGGGAGGGACACCGGCCAGCCGCGGUGCAGGUGUGAAGCACGGCAUCGAGUGCCGCCGGAGAGACCCGGCGUGCAGAUGGUCGGGCACGGGGGGCGGACGGGAAGGGGACGGCGGAGAGGUGGAGGACCCGUGAGACAGCCGGGUGGACAUUGGCUGGGAUCCUGCGGGCAGCGGGGGGAAGUCAUGGAGGUCCAGGGUGUCGAACCUGUUCUCCAGGUGGAGGUGGAAGAGGGGAGCCUGAGGUGGGAGCCUUGUUUCCCCGGUGCAGGCGGUGAUGUGGGACCAGUGCUCCUGCAGGGAUGGAGUGGAACUAGCCGGAGACUCUGGUUUAGCCUUGGGUUUUGCUCCCAGCCUUGUCGAGGAGACGUCAGGGGAGAGGGAUGGAUGAGCAGGCGGAGGAGAGGUGGUCGCAGCAGCUGGAGGAGAGGUGUUGGGAGCGGCGGGGUCUGGAUCCGAUGAGCCGGUGGAGUUGGGAUGUGGUGUUCUGAAGAUGAUGGUGUCCAUGAUUUUCUCGGCUUCCUGGAUCUGGUAGAAGGUGGAGAUCCUUCUCUCCAGCUCCUGGAUCUUUUCUGCCAGACAGGCGCAGCAGGCACAGCCGGAUGGAGAGGAGCGUGGAGCCAUGGCUCAAGUAUCAUCAAAACCAUAUGUUAGUGGGGCGAAGCGGGUCUGGUGUCGCCACUGCUAGCUGGUCAGAGCAGAGCCGAUUGUUAGUGAGGCUUUACCUUUCUCAGCGUGUCUUCAACAGCUACCUAUUCAACAGAAAUUCGGCUGUCUCAGCGUCAGUUUCCAGACCAAAAACCUUCUGCAGCUUUUUCCACCGGUCGUACGUUUUUCCAAUGUAGACUCUCCGUUGGCAUGUGUAUCUCUCAAAUUUCUUCCUUACUUCAGCCUUUUCCUCGAAACUUUUACAUUUCCUUCCCUUCGAUGUGGAGGGUAACAGAAGCAGCCUCCUGGUUUUGGUGUUUGUCUUGUCUGGCUCCAUUACGCUUAAGCAGCUGUGCAGCUAGCUAAUCACAUGUACGUGAGAGGGGUUGUGGGGAGGAGGUGGGACCAUGGGCAGGAUGGUGCAGAGCAGGGGAGACAGGGGAUUGGAUGGACUUACGGACCACUUCGAACUUAUAAACAAUGUUAUUAAUAAGUACCAAGCUUCCAAAUGUUAGACCAUAGCUUUAACAUAUAUUUGUUCCUCAGGUUCUUAAACAAUUUUUUUUUUUUUUUUUUUUUUUUUUUAUAAACUUAUAUAACAUACAAACAAAACAAAACAAAACAAAAACACAAAAAUAGUGAUGGUGGGUACAUAUACAGACAAGACAGAAACAAAAACAGUUAACAGUAUCUUAAAGUAGUGUGUGUAUGCAUGUGAAUGUGUGCACGUGUGUGUAUGAAGCUUUUGUUUCAUUUUCCCUUCGGUCGUCCCCCCCCCCCCCCCAUUGCUCCAAACCCCCUUCUAAAUCAAGGAGACCCCUGACCGACCAGCGUAAAAGCUGUAAGCUCAAGUGGAGAGCGGGUCCGGCAGGAUGUCAGAUGUCAUGCAUGGGGGCAGAUGCAGAUGUGUUGAUGUGUUUGUGCUGAUUAUGUGGAUGUGAGUAAGAUGGGGCCAGAUUUUAUGGAUGCUGUGGUUUGGGGGGGUCCGGCGAUCGUUGAAAGUCAGUUUAUUAAUAAAUGUAGACCAGGUUUUAUUAAAGCAAGGUGUGUUAUGACUAAGUGAUGCUGACAUUUUUUCUAUUGAGAUUUGAUCUACGAGUAAGUUCUUCCAGUGGGUGAUGUUUAAUUGAUCUCUUGCUUUCCAGUUUAGAAGGAUGGUUUUCUUGGCGACAGCUAGAGCUGUGUACAAUGUAGUUUUAGUGUGUUUAUUAAGUUGUAAAACUGACAUGUCACCUAGAAGGCAAAGUUUGGGGGACAGAGGGAUGUGGCAACCUAGUAUGUGUGAUAGAUGCUCUGUGACCUGGACCCAAAAUUGCUGAACCAAUGUACAGUGCCAGAAGGCAUGAAAAUAAUUGUCUAUGGUGUUCUGUGUACAUUGAGUGCAUUUAUUUGAUGUGAUGAAACCCAUUUUGUUUAACCUCUCACCCGUGUAAUGUGUCCUGUGAUUAACCUUAAAUUGAAUUAGUUGUAAAUUUGGGAUUUUACAGUAGUUGAAGUUAUUUUUGCAAAUUUGUGGCCAGAAGUCUGCAUCAGGAGUAAUGGAGAGGUCCUGUUCCCAUUUUGAGGCUGGGAGUGAGAUGGAGGUGUCAGAAUUAUUUAGAAAUAUGUAUAUUUUGGACAAAAGUUUAUUACAACCAGAGAUUUUCAAAAAGUCGUCUAUAAUGGUGGACUGGUCCUGGGUGUUGAAAGUAUGUGUAAGUUUUGAGUGCAUGGUGGACUUAAGCUGUAAAUAGUGGAGAUAUUGAUUAUCACCAAUGCCAAAUAUAUUAAUUAAUUGUUGAAAAUUGAUGACUUUUGAUUCCUUAAUUAUGUGGUGAAGAUGUGUUAUCCCUUUAUCUUUCCAUGAACUGAAAUUCAGUGGUUUCCUAUUUAUUGUGAAAUCUGGGUUGUUCCAAAUCGGUGAACGAGUGGAUGGUGCAACCGUGGACCCUUUGAUGUGAAUGGUUUUCCACCAAGCUGUCAGGGCUGAGGCUAUGGAAAUAUUUUGGAAGCAUUUAUUAUGUUUAAUCGUCUGACUGAUAAAUGGCAAAUCUGAGAGAUUUAUAUCAUUACAUAGUGCUUGUUCAGUUUCUAGCCAGUGUGCGUCAAGGUCUGAAGGUGUGAUCCAUUGUUGUAAAUGUUUUAACUGACUUGAAAGGUGAUAUAGUUCGAAGUUUGGUGGUUCCAGUCCUCCUAGAGAUUUGGGUUUUUGUAGAGUUGAUAAUUUGAUACGGGGUGUUUUGUUUUUCCAAUAGAACUGGGAGAUUGAUGUGUUAAGAGAACUGAGCCAGGGUGGGUUUGGAAGGGAGGGAAUCAUCGUGAAUAAGUAAUUAAUCUGGGGGAGGACUGACAUUUUUGUUAUUGAGAUUCUUUCCAAAAGUGAGAUGGGUAGGUUUGUCCAGCGUUUGAGGUUGUUUUGUAUUAUUUUAAGUAAUGGUGUGGAGUUUAAAUUGAACAGCUCUGACAGCUUGGAGGAUAUAUGAAUUCCUAAGUAUCUGAUGUUUCCUACAGGGAGGUGAAAUUGUGAGGUGAGGGCUGCCACAUCCCUCUGGUCCAUACAUAAGGGUAAAACAGUGGAUUUUGUCAAGUUGAUCGAGUAGUUGGAGAGAGAUGCAAAUGAUUUAAUGACGGAGAGACAUUCUGGUAAUGAUGAAUGGGGUUUUUGAAGGAGAAUCAACACGUCAUCUGCAUAGAGGAUUAAUUUGUGUUCUGUGGAUAAUGAUGUAAUACCUUUGAUGUUAUUAUCUUGUCGUAUUCUAGCUGCAAGAGGUUCUAAGAAAAUUGCAAAGAGUGAGGGAGAGAGUGGACAUCCUUGUCUGGUACCAUUGUGAAGCGUGAAUUGUUGUGAGAUUAACCCAUUAGUUAUGAUAGCGGCUGUUGGUGAGGUGUAUAGAGUUCUGACCCAGUUAGUGAAUGACUCCCCAAAACCAAAUUUUUGUAAUGUUGUAAAUAAAAAUUGCCAGUUUACUCUGUCAAAAGCCUUCUGUGCAUCUAAUGAGAGGAUUAUCGUUUCAGAUUUUUUAUUGUUUGAGAGUUGCAUUAAAUUAAAUAAUUUCCGGGUGUUAUGGGAUGAUUGCCUUCCUUUAAUGAAGCCAGUUUGAUCCGGGUGAAUAAUAGAUGAGAUUACUUUUUCAAUCCUAUUUGUCAAUACUUUACUUAUGAUUUUAAUAUCUGUAUUGAUCAGAGAAAGAGGACGAUAACUGGAUAGAUGUGUGGGGUCUUUAUCGGGCUUUAAAAGCAAAGUGAUUAAAGCAGUAUUCAUAGAAGGAGGGAUUCUAUUGGUUGUAUGAAAUUCAUUAAUCAUUCUGAAAAAGAGGGGGGAGAUGGUGGGCCAGAAAUAUUCAGCAGGAUAGCCAUCUGGGCCGGGUGCUUUAUUGUUUUGCAUUUCAUUUAAGGCCUCUUGAAUUUCAUGUGGGGUUAGUGAUUGUUCUAGGGAAUUAGUUUGUUCUGAUGUUAAUUGAGGUAAACUGAUAUUGUUCAAAAAUGUAUUUAUCUCUCGAGUAUCUGGGUUAUGAGAUAAUGUAUACAGGUCUUCAUAGUAAUUCUUAAAUAUAUUUUUGAUAUCUUUUGGGUUGUGGUAUGAUGUCCCUGCUGAAUCCUUAAUUACAGUUAUGGUUGUUUUUUCUUUAUUUUGUUUAACCAGAUUAGCCAGAUAUGCUGUUGACUUGUUGCUGUGGUGAGAUGUGUUGAGUCUGAGUCUUUCUAUAAGAAAUUUAGUUUUUUUGUUUAUAAGAUCGCUCAGCUCCAUUUUGUAUUUCUGUAAUUCCCCAUAUAUAUGGUUGCUAGGAUUACUUGCGUGCUGGUUUUCAAGUACUUUAAUUUUUUCCUCCAGUUCAGAUUGCAGUUCUGUAUCUUUCCGUUUUUUGUAUGAUGAAUAUGAAAUUAUUUUGCCUCUUAAGACAGCCUUCCCAGUUUGCCAGAGUAAAGUAGCAGGGGUGUCUGGGGAGUCAUUCAUAUCCAUGAAGAAUGCCCACUCUCUCUUAAAAUAACUGUUGAAUUCUUGGUCCUCCAGCAGUGACGUGUUGAAUCUCCAUCUAGUUGAAGUACUGAGGAUUGUUUUGGUAUGCAGUUUGACAGAGACCAAUGAGUGGUCACUGAUUGUGUUUGAGUGAAUUUUUGUUUCAGAAAUAUCAGAAUGUAAAGAGUUACUAGUGAGAAAGAAAUCCAUUCUGGAGUAUGUACAAUGAACUUUUGAAAAAUGAGUGUAUUCCCUGUUAGUGGGGUGAUUUAGCCUCCAGCUGUCGCCAAGUCCACAAUCCUCCAUGUAUGCUUUCAAGACUGUAGUGGAUUGAGGUAUUCUGGUCUUCCCUGUUGUGUUUGAUUUAUCCAUUGCUGGGUCCAAUGUUGUGUUGAAAUCCCCACCUAUAAUUAUAUCUGAGCUGGGUAGAUUGUUAAGAAUGGAGAAAAGGUUAUGGAAAAAUGUAGGGUCAUCAUUAUUAGGACCAUAAAUACUAGCUAUUGUAAAUAGUUUAUUAUCUAUAGAUAUGUUAAUAAUAAUAUAUCGCCCUUCCGGAUCCGAGAUUGUAGUAUUAUGGUUGAAUUUAAUUUUAUUAUUAAUCAUAAUUGCAACUCCUCUCUGCCUUGAAUUAUAAUUUGCAGUAAAGACGUGUGGAAAAUGUGUAGAUUCCAGGACAGUACUUCUUAUAGAACUUAGGUGAGUGUCUUGCAAUAAGCAUGUAUCGGUUUGUAUUUUGAGGAUAUGAUUAAUAACUUUCAACUGUUUGGCCUGACUCCCAAUUCCACAUAUGUUCCAACUUAUGAACUUAAUAGUCGACAUAAUUUAGAGCGAGAAAGAGAGCUAGAGAGAGAGAGGUAGGGAGAGAGAGAAAGAGAGAGAGAAGAAGAAGAAGAAGAAAGACCGAAGGGGGGAAUAGGGUAUGAAGUGGUAGUAGUGUAUACAUAUACUUGUGUGUGUGUGUGUGUGUGUGUGUGUGCGUGUGUGUGUGUGUGGGUGCACGAACAAAAAAUAAGGUCUUGCAGUGCUUGAGAUAAAAAAGUGGAAAAAACAAGAAACGACAUCACAAAAAAAAGGGAAAUCAAAAAGGACUAUGCUGUGCACCAGCCGUGCCCAAGCUGCUUUCUUUUAAAGUCAAUUUCAAAAGCAAAAAAGCGAGUUAUAUUGGUAAACAAAGAAAAACAAAACAAAAAAAAAGGGACUUCACUGUGCCGAAUCUGCUGCAGCUCCCACUGGUCGCGGCGAUAAGUUCCUAUGGCAACGCGUCGCUCUGAUGACGUUUGUUAUCCGCGACUGUUGACAUGAGUGUUACCGGCUUGUGUUUGUGUCUCCUUCAAAGAGCCAGUGUGUGAUCUCGGGGUUACUAUACAGUUUACUAUUACUACAGUCAACUAUUAUAUACUCACUGGCAAUGCCAUAAGAAUGAAACAGAAGAAGGAUGGAUGGCGGUUUCUCCAGCAUGUGUGAACAUGUGCUUCCAUCUCCACUUCAAAAUAAAAAGUUUUAACUUAGUCGCUCGCUAUUGUGUUACAUUACACAUUGUAUGUCAUCACAUGCACAAUAGUCUGUUCAAUUGUCAAAAGUAGGCAAAAAGUGCAAAACCACAAAUACCAAACAUGAAACUUUUUGAACACUGGAUAAAUUGAUUACUUUAAUUGACAGUCAGCUAAAACUGGAGCAUGACUAAUGAGGGGGGAGUUUCACACAUCUCAGAUGAACAAUCAAACAGUGUGUUUAGUUACCUUACAGGUGUUGUCCAUGAUUGUGAAUGCUGCCCAAUAAUUAUUUAUAGAGCUUGACCAGGACCAGUACAAUUUCUGACCAUGGAGGCACCUGGCCAAAGGCCAAAGACGUGACCCUAACAUUAUUGGCCAUGUGCGGGGGCAAUAUAACUAUGUGUGCUGCUAUUUCCGAGAAUGGUGUGGCCACUCACAUCCCCAAUCAUGGUCCAUACAAUACACUGAAGCUCCUCCUUUCCUUGGACUGCCUUUCUUCUAAUUUGAUCCCUGAAAUUGAGAGAGGUCUUGUAUAUGUGAAGACAUUCAUGUGAUCAGUGUAGGGGAUGAUUGCAACUUUCACAUCAUUUCUUCCCUUGUUGCAUGACAAGGUAAAAUAUACACUGUGUGUGGAUGGGCAGGAAGAUGGUGGAGUCUGGCUCAUGUCCUAUCUGUUCCCAUGCAGGAGGUGGGGUUAAUGAACUGUACUGCUGACAGACAGCAGGGAGAGCUCUUCACGUUAAGACCUAACUUUAUUAAGCUGUUCUGUUAUCCAUGUACUUAUACUGUCUUUUUCCUUCAUGCUUUUAUUUUGUAUUGACAGGAAGUCAGUGUGCCAUCCCUGAAGUCCCACCCCAUACUCUAAUGAAUCCUGUCCAAUCAGAAUAUUCCUUCAAAGACCAUGUGCUGUUCACUUGUGAAGAGGGCUACAAGCUGCUGAAGGUGCAGGAAGAAGGGGAGAGCUUGUUGUCACACUUUUUACACUCGUAUAUUUCUUGGAAUCAAUACAUCAUAUAUAAACAAAAUGUUUACCAUAUGAAAGACCAAAGUCUCAGGUAUAUUUUUCGUAAUCAUGUCAUUUUCAUAUCUUGUGUCAGUGCAGUUAUAAGCAAUCAAAUAGAGAGUGUGAACAUGUGACAUGUGGCCCCACCAUGGGGUACGUGGUCUCGCUACAUGGGGUAAGAUGUCAAGCUUAUUAAACAAGGACAAAAUUAUUAUUGUUCACAUUUUUUCACAUGAAAGUGAACAUCAAAGUCAGGCACAGAAAUUGUUUUUCAUUUAGCUAGAAAAAGUCACUGAACAUAGCCAUAGAGCAUAAAACAUAAAACAUAAACAUAAAAUAUUAUGCAACAUGUUCUGGAGUUUGGAGAGCUAUCUGACUCUAUUUCGGCUGGGGUAAACGUUUUUGCAGCACCAAGCCAAGGUAUGGUAGUUGACAUUAAAGUCCUUUAUUGUGCUCCAGAUUGAUUUAUUAGCUAGGAUCACGUGCCUGACUGCCCUCAGCAUCGCGUCAGGCACUGCACUGCCACGUUCUGUUUUUUCUUUUGUAAUUCCUGACCAUGUAUUCUUGCUUUUUCCUCUCCUUUAAACCACUCUUCUCUGUAAAAAUAAAGUCAAAAUUUUAUUAUGACAACUGCUGAUAGGCAGACUCUUAAGGCUCUAUUUUCGUGUACGCCCGUGAGGCGGCGGAGGGCGGCAAGCCCCGCGCAGUUGUGUUUUUGUCAGGCGCAGCCCGGCGUAUAGCCAGUUUGGUAUUUUCGUGGACUGAGGCGCACGGAGGCGAGCCGAGAUCCGCCAAGCUGGGUGUGGUGGGGUGGCAGGGGGAGGUGUCGACAGAAUCAGCGGGCGCAGUGACAUUUUCGUGCUCGCCACCGGUGUGUAAAGUGCGCUGAAAGCUCGCCGAUACAAACCUGGUCAGCUUUCAGCGCAGGCAGAACGCAGCUGGUCUAGUAGUAUUUUGGUAGACCGGCGGCGUAUCAACAUACGUCACACAUGCCUCACCGGCAGGUUUCCACAGUGUCAGGCACAUUUCAGUGCAAUAAAUAAUCAUCAACAACUAAUAAUCUGAGUCAGCACAUAAAUUUAGAUCUACAUCGAUAUAUUCUGAUCUAUAUCUGAUCUGAUGAGCGCGUUUGGCACGCGUUUGGACACACAACCUGACCAAAUCAACACAGCUGAAACCGCAUUAAAUUAAAUUAAAUAUCUAGUAAAUAGACACACAUGAUGAAGUUAACAAGAUAUGUAAUUCGUCUCCCUCCUUUUUUUUCUUCCUCUUCCUCUUAUUUCUCGCACAGCUCGACCUGGACACGUCUCUGUGUCCUCUCUCUCUCCUGCUUCAGCAGCAGCUGAACAGAUGAUUUGUUUCAGCGCUCAGAUGCGUUAUCUACUUUAACCCUUUGAUGCACAACAUGGGUCAAAAAAGACCCGGCUGAGUUUAAAUUUUAUAUAUCUUUUCAAAAAAUUAAUUCCAUCAGCCGGUACUCAAGGAAUUCCUCAAUUAACUUGUUUUUGACGACCCUUCAUCCUUACGUUAAUUUUUCUUUUUUUACUUUUAGAAUAAAAACCGUUUUUGUAUCACUACCCCUCUAAUGCACAACAUGGGUCUAAAAUGACCCGUAUCCAUUUUCAAUGUUAUUUCAUGUAUGGCUGAGUGUUUCUAUGGUAUAUCUUUGAAAUAAAUUAAUUUUAUCAUUUACUAUUCCAAGUAUGCAGUAAAGAUCUUGUUUUAGUGGAGCAAAAAUAAUCAUUUUUAUUUUUCCUUUCUUACGUUAUGAGGAAGCACAGAUUUUGUAUUUCUACAUCAAGUUUACAUACAUGGGUCAGAAACGACCCACAUAUAGUGACUGUAGCAUUUAGCAUGAAAAGACCGUCUAAAACAUAUAAGUAUGGUUUUUCAAUUGUUCUGACAUUAUCUUAGAAAUUAUUGGAUGACAAUUGUGAAAUAUAAUUGUACAUAGAUUUGAUUUGAUUAGGUUUAGGUUACCUUGAGAGUGAGGACAUUACAUGUUGGAAAGUUACACAGUUACAGGUAAAACAGCUAGCGUUAUUUCAGCUAGCUAUAAUCAGACGCAUGUGUAUGUGACAAAAUGACAAAUAAACAUGUUGCUGAUACAAAAUACAUAAGUGUUUGGCCCAUAGACUGUAUAAAGAAUGGACAGCGUCUGCCUCCUUGCUGGGUGAAGCCGAGAACAGCACCCACUGUUUACAGGCUGCAGUAUAGGUCAUAAAUCCCGCCUCCGCCAGCAAACCUUAUGGAGCUGUGGACAAACUUUAGAAAUUUAUUACACAGAACAUACAUUUUUUUCCCCCCUGCUUGUGAUGUUGACAUGUAGUUAUUGUAAGACUGGUUUGGGCUCAAGUCCUCUUUUUUCUGUACAGCUAUGUUUUUAAAAGUUAUUAGGGGGUUCAUGUUUUCUAUGAUUGACACCUGCCAUAGACUGUAUAUAGAAUGGACAGAGUCUGCCUCCGCGCUGGGUGAAGCCACUCCGAGAACAGCACCCUCUGUUGAUGGGCUGCAAUAUAGGUCAUAAAUCCCGCCUCCGCCAGCAAAGAUUAUGGAGCUGUGGACAAACUUAAAAAAUGUAUUACACAGAACAUAAAUUUUUAUCCCUCCUGAUUGUGAUGCUGACAUAUAGUUACAGUCAGACUGGUUUGUGCCCAAGUCCUCUUUUUUUCUGUGAAGCUCCAUUUUUAAAAGUUAUUAGGGGUUCAUGUUUGCUAUGAUUGACACCUGAUACAGCCUAUGGGCGUUCAGGGAUUGCGUAGCUCUCCCGGGGGAUAUGCUGUUUGAGCCGAGUGUCAUCACAGCGACUCUCUUCAACUGUGCGGCCAAAUGGGCGCAUUGCUACUGCGCAGCGCUGGUUUCAGGAAAUGAAGAAAAAUCCUGGAAAUAUCGAGAGCUAUUUGGCUUCAAAUCUGUAUACAGGCAGUAGGCGGAACGAAGUUGUCCAUAGUAUAUACAGUCUAUGGAUACAGCCUAUGGGCGUUCAGGGAUUGCGUAGCUCUCCCGGGGUGAUACGCUGUUUGAGCCGAGCGUCAUCACAGCGACUCUCAGCAACUGCGCGGCCGAAUGCACGCAUCGCAACUGCGCAGCUCUGGUUUCAGAAAUGUAGAAAAGUCCCGGAAAUACCGAGAGCUUUUUGGCUCCAAAUCCGUAUACAGGCGGUAGGCGGAACCAAGUUGUACAUAGUAUAUACAGUCUAUGGUUUGGCCCCACUCACUGCUAAUUUCAUUACUUGAAACAAAUUAUUAUUAUAGUGUUAGGUAAUUCAAUAUUAAAUCACACUUGGAUGAAUGGGUCAUUUUUGACCCAUGUGUGUAAACUUGAUGUAAUAAUAUAGAAACUAUAUUAUUUCAUAAAGUAUGAAAAGAAAAAUAGAAAUAAUGAUCAGUGGUGAUCAAAAACAAGAUAUUUAAAGAAUACUUGGAAUAUUCAAUCAGAAAAUAAACUGAUUUCAAAAGAUAGAACAAAGAAAAACUCAGCCAGCAUGAAAUACCAUUGGAAAUGAAUGCGGGUCUUUUUAGACCCAUGUUGCGCAUUAGAGGGGGUGUGGAUAUGUUGCGCAUCAAAGGGUUAAGCCGACAUACGGAUAUUAUAAUAUUCAGUUUUGUGAGCCAAAUUUAUUUUAUAUGCCAACAUCUAUGAAAGAAAGAGCCAGGCCACGGAGCGCGAUGCGUCAUUUACGCACAGAUGGUUCUGAUUUUAAUGCCAUUUUUGGAGUUUAUAUUGUGAUCUGUGCGCUCAACCCACCUUUGUCACGUGAGGUUUGAAUAUGAGCAACUUUAUGUGAGUGUCUUUAUUUGUGGAAAAGGGUGUUUGUCUUACCAGUGGGUCCAACAUUACACACACCAAAUCCAUCUGUGCUGUAUGAGAGAGUGUGGAGGACGCCCAAUACAGCGCUUACAGUGACACUUGUUGAGGAGCUGCCCUUUGUCGCCAUCGUGUGGCAUAACUGUCUUCAGACAUCUCUUGAUCUCCUUGACUACUUCAUGAAAAUAGUAAUACGCCUCGCCGGUGGCGGAUUUAAAGGCAAGGAGAGGAGCUGAUGUGAUUGGUGAAAACAGGUCUCGGCUGUGUUAAACCCACUCCCCGCCCUCUCUCCUCCCUCGCUACGACUUACGCCGCUGGGAGGAGCUGAGUUAGGGAGGGGGGAUACAUACUCCGGGCUGCACCGCUCACCAAAAUACCAAAUUGUGCUUGGGAACGCCUUGUAGGCGCGGCGGACCUCACUUACGCCGCGCAUGCGCCGCGUCGCCGGCGAGGCAUGAAAAAAGAGCCCUUUAUGUUGAUUUUAAUCCCUUUUAAACAUGGGACAUCCAACCCCAAAAUGACUGACAUGUUGCCCCAAACUACCAUGUUUGCUAAUUAUAGCUCUAGCUUAAAGUUAGUUUAAAAUAGGAUAAUGACUGAGGUAUGGCAGGAUGCCUUAAUCUUUCCAAGUCCGCAUGUAUCACUGCUAGGAUUUUUAUCCAGAAGAAGCUUAUUUCAAAUUUCAAUUUUUUUUACUUUGGGUUGUGCGAAAUGGUUAGUUGGCACUCAUCUCAGCUCACAAUGUUCUCUUCUCAGACAGGACUUGACCCCUGACCAUGUAAAAGAAGACAACUAGUAUUCCACUUUUUAGUGCGCCCUCUGGUGGCAAAGAUAAUUGAGAUGUGACAACUUACCCAUGUGACACCAAACACCGGUCUUCCCUCCAGACUUUAUUCUGUUAAAAUACAGACUUUUAUUUCAUUAACUUUGAACACCUUCCACUAUUGUAACCCAGUAGACUGCUGACACUCAAAUAACAGUACUACUACUCCAAACUACACUACUACUACAUAGAACUGCAGUGUUGUUAAAAUAGCAGCAGAGUACCGUAGGACUACUAUCAGAAUACUACACCAGUACAUCUGUAUGAACUCUGUGAGUACUAAAGAAUUACUGUAGCAGUACUGUUAAAGUGGUGAACUGUAUGAUGGUGUGUGUGUCUAUGUGUGUUCAAUCAGGAUGGAGAGUAUCUGGAUCACUACCAGCUGGACUGUCAGGCUGAUGGAGCGUGGAGCAGCAGCCCCCCCCUCUGUCACAGUAAGACAGACACAGACACACACAGACACACACAUCGGUACACUAUCACCUACACAGUAGUAUAAAAAGAAGGAGUCAGUGAGAGGGUUUAAGGAGAAAGAAGGGGAGGAGUCAGUGGGAGCAGUUAGAGAAGAAAAUAGAGGAGGACUUAAUGAGAGGGGUCAAAAGAUAAUGUAGAGAGAAGGGGAGGAGUCAGUUAGAGGGAUUAAUGGAAAAAAAGAGAAGGACUAGACCAAAGGGGUCAAAAGAUAAUGAAGGGUAGGAGUUAGUGGGAAGGUUUAAGGAGAAUGAAAGGGCGGAGUCAGUAGGAAGGAUUAAAGGAGAAUAUAGAGGAGGACUUGAGGGGAAGGGUCAACAAAAAAAGAAAGGAGAAGAGUUAGAGCAAGGGUUUAAGGAGAAUGAAGGGAAGGAGUCAGUGGGAGGGUCCAAAGGAGAAUAGAGAGAAUGACUUGAUGGGAGGGGCCAAGAAUUGCAUGUACGUCGCAGAAAUGGGCACCACUUAUAGUAGAGUGGUCUUUCAUUUCUACUACUUUCACUUAUAGUAGAAAUGUACAGUUUAAAACCCAUACAAUUCUUAUUUGUGGGGCUAAACAGUGAUGAGUAAUGAUCUAAAAUUAAAGUUUAUGUCCUUUUGUGUCAUGUAUGUUGAAUAGACCUUGAGAUUAGAUGUUUUAUCAGCCAAAACAUUUCACUGGUGUGACUUUUUUUCAAUGCGGAAAACGCAAACUUAUGAUGAUCGAUUAAAUUUGGGUAACUGUUACUAAGGUGUUCUGUUGUACUGUAUCAUUUAGCAUCACUGAGAGGUAAACAAGCAACUAAAAUCAAAGAGUUUCAUUGUUGAGUUGUAUAUCUGCUGUUUUUCUGUCUGUGAUUAAUUAGUGAUUGAGACAAUAACAAGUCAUAGUUGUGUAAAUAUUACACCAGGAAAGUCCACAAAAUGGACUGACAACAGUUUGUAAUUUCAAAGAAUCAAAAUAAUAACUUUAUGGGUGGAUGCAUUUUUUGGCACAAGCUGUUUUUCUGUCUGCCAAAAUCUGCAUCCGCCUGUUAUUCAUCACCUUCAUCUUUUUUUCUCUCCAUAUAUUUAUGUCUUUUUUUUUUCAAUCUCAUUAUGGUCAUCAUGUUCACACUGGCGCCUGAUUGGCUGUCUUUCUGUCACAGUGGUGGAUUGUGGGAGACCAAAAGCUGUUGCCAUGGCUGAUGUGAUGUUUCAUAGUCAUGACAACAGCACAAUGUUCGGAUCUACAGUGGAAUAUGUGUGCAGAGAGGAUGGCAGCAAUAGUAAGAGUCUGUCUCCAUCAGAUAAACACACACACACACACACACACACACACACACACACACACACACAUAGAGUGUCAGUACACCAUCAUUUCCUUGGUUUCUUUUUUUACUUUAGUUUUCUACAAACAUAAACCUAGAACACUUAAUGCCCUUAAAUUUUGUUAGGGGUUUAGUCAUCAAAUCUGUUUCUAUCUGGUCAGUUGGACAAUAAUCCAAAGGUAUUUUCUAAUCAUUUACAGAGGACCGUACACAAUAUUUAAUCUCAGUAAGUAAGAAAGUAAGUAAAUUUAAUUUAUAUAGUACUUUUUAUAGAUAGAAUCACAAAGUGCUUUACAACAAGGAUAAAAUGCAUAAAAAUACAGAGAUCACAACACAAUACAUAUAACGGCAUAGAUACAGGCAACUUCACAGAGGACCCACAACAUCAACAUCAACAUCAGCUAAAAACCUCUCUUAAAAGAUAGGUUUAAAGUUUUCUCUCAAAACUUUCAGUGGACUCUAUGCUGCGUAAGGUCAAUGGUAGUACAUUCCAAAGGUGAGGGUCGCUGGCCUGGAAAGAGUAGUCACCUUGUGUUUUAUGCGGGGGACCAUCAAGAAUUUGUGGUCUGAUGACCUUAAUGAAUGUGAGGCAGAAUAGGGUCUCAGUAGCUCAGUGAUGUACGAGGGAGCUUAAUCAUGGAGGGCUCUAAAAGCAAGAACUAAAAUCUCAAAAUGAAUCCUAAAAUUAACUGGUAAUUGUUGUAGGGAAUAUAAAAUUGGGGUGAUAUGGUCCCUUUUCUUGGAUUCAGUUACAAGCCUUGCAGCUGCAUUUUGUACAGUUUAAAGGUGAAUUACAGUCUUUUUGUUAAAGCAUGAAAAGAGCAAUACAAUAGUCAAUGCGAGAUGAAACAAAGGCAUAAAUUAUCAACAUAUUUAUUUCAGGUCUUGAAAUCAUGGACCUCAGUUUAGCUAUGUUCUGCAGACGUUAAAAGCAAUUCUUCACCAACAGUUUACAGUGGUGAUUCAAGGACAUGUCCUUGUCAAACACAACACCCAGGUUUCGUAAGCUAGGUUUGACAGAAAGACCUAACCGACCUGAAUGCUGCUUUAUGAGGGGAAUGGCGCUAUUCGGGGCAAUGAUCAGAGUUUCAGUUUUGGCAGAGUUCAGUUGGAGAAAGUUGUCAUUUAGGCAUUGUGGGAUGGCAGUCAAACAGGCAGAUCAGUUGUCUAACUUAUGUAGCUCAAUUUGCUUGAAGGAGCAGUAGAGCUGAACAUCAUCAGCAUAUAGAUGAUAGGAGACAUCACUGAACUUACUGAUAAGCUGUCCAAGAGGGGUCAUGUAAAGCAAAAAGAGAAAAGGGCCAAGGACUGAUCCCUGUUGGACCCCACAGCCUAGCCCUGUCGUGUCAGAUAAUAACUGGUUGACAUGGACCACAAAACUCCUGUCGGUCAGAUAAGACCUAAACCAAUUCAAAACAGUACCUGUAAUCCCAAAAUUGUCUCUGAGUCUAUUUAGUGACCCACUUUAUGACCCACCGUGUCAAAUGCUGCAGUAAGAUCUAACAUUACCAGGACUGUAUAUUAACCAGUCUGCUGCCAUUAGGACAUCACUUGAAACUCUAAUUAAGGCAGUCUCAGUAGAGUGUUUUUCCCUGAAACCUGAUUGGAAGGUGUCAAAAAUGGAAUUUGCAUCAAUGAAGGUAUUGUAUACAGAUCCAAAAGAAAAGAAUAUGAUUAACAUAUAUCAUGUAUUCUCAACUGUGUCCCAUUGUAUCCAUUUCUCCCAUGUAGUCAAAAAGGCAGUAUUUCAUUCUAAGUUUAUAUGUCAUUCUGUCCAUGUUAUGGACUUCUCUAAUGAUUUUCUAACCACUCAUUCAUAGCUGGUGGCUCAGCUUUAUACCAUUUUCUUGUUAUUGCUUUUUUACAUGUGACCAGUAAUAUUUUUAUUAAAUUUCUGUCUUUGAUCAGGACAUAAUGAUUCAAGUUCCCAAGGUACAUAGCACUACAUUCUUUAGGUAUUUCAUAACCCAGGAUGGCCUUAAUUAUGUUGUGUACAUUUUCCCAAAAUGGAUAACGUUUCUGACAUCCCCAGAAAAUGUAUGUAUGAUUCGCUUCCCUUUCUCCACAUGUACACCAGCAAGUAUGCUGGGAGUCUGUUUGUUUACUUUUUAUUUGGGAGCAAUGCAGAAACGGGUUAGGUUUUUCCAACCGAAUUCCCACCAUAUUCUUGAGUUUGUGGUUGUGUGCUGUGCUUCACACAUAUUCUGCCACUCCUCUAUGUUGAUCUUCAAUUCAUUCUCCCACUUCUUCUUAAAAGGGACCUGCCACCAAAAUUGCAUACCCAUUUUUAUCAUUUUUUCAUAAUCCUUGAUGUCCUCUGAUCAUGUUUGCAACAUAAUUUUAGCUGAAAAGUUAUUUGAUGGUUUGUUUUAGUAUGCCUUAAAAACCUUACAGGAAAACCAACUGGUUUUGGCUCAUUAACAUUUAUGGUAAUGAGCUUUGCUCUGAUUGGAUCACUGCUGUGACGCCUGCUGUGCUCUGAUUGGCUCAGCAGUGGAGGUUGGAUUUCGGUUUAUCCAUUGUUAUUAUGCUAAUGCUAAUAGCAUAUGCUAAUGUGUGCUAAAGUAAGGUGCCCAGAUGUCUGUAAUGAUAUCCGGUGAUAUUUGGUGCGGCGGCGGCGGUGCAGGGGCUGCAGGGGCUGUGCGAUCACAGACAAAAUCUCAGUACUAUUUAGUAGCAGCGCAUGCCCCUUGUAAUAACCCCUGUAAGAACUGUUGUUCAGGACUGCUUACUUGUGCUUCUUACCUGUUCGGCUACUGUAAUAACCGUUGUUCGAGCCCACACGCAACAUUUUUGCUCUCAUUCAUGAAACGCCGAAAUCGGGGACAUUUUCGCGGACAGCUUUUGCCGGGGACAGGUCAUCCAAUACGGGGACUGUCCCCGGAAAUCGGGGACAUCUGGUCACCUUAUGCUAAAGGCUAAAAACGGCAGGUAUUAAACCAUAUAUUUUAGACCCCGAGUCCGAAGAGAAGGUGGAAGUUGAGGAAGAAGCCGGAGAUCUCCAGCGGUGUUUUCUCAUUCAUUCUGUCCAGCUUUAAGUUCAUUUUCCCAGCAGUGAACCGAAGGAAACACCGGUCGUUUGGAAGAGACCCAUAGCGGAUACAGUGGUAGCUGGGUCUCGCUCUGGCUGUGACUGAGUACGAAAACAAGAGAGUGGGCGCGGCUCACCGAGGACACGCUCGUGAAUAAUAAUGAGCAAUGUCAACGCAACGUCAGAUUGACCUGCUUUUUCAAUUGGCCUGGUUUACUCGUUCCUUUAUUUUAAACCUUUACAGAAUGCAAACGACGUAACGGUUUGUUUUCACAUUUACAACAUAAGACGAACAUAAUAUGGACCUUAUCUGACACAAAAAAUCCCAAAAAUUACAUUUUUAUGACAGGUCCCCCUUAAUGUACAGAGUGGAGACGUCUCCUGAGUCUCUUAAAUUUUGGUACAGUACUGAAACUGCUUUCAGUUUGGUUCCAUUGUAUGUCCUGAUCAUUGCCUCAAGUACACCAUUCAGGUUUUUUAUACUUUGUAUUUCCUUUAUAAAAUAGUCCUGCAACUGCAGAAAUCUGAAAUGUUCUCUGUUUUCGAGGCCAUAGUCUCUCAAAAUCAAACCAAAUAAUCAGUGUGUGUAGAAUUAUUGGGUCUACCUAUUCUUGUAGUGACUUCAUUAGUUUUGGGUUGCCAAUCAGGGCUUGGGUUGGUGUAUCUGCCCCCCCCCCCCCCCGGGAUAAAACCGGUUUGGUCUUCAUCAGUUAGGUCAGUUAGGCAGCGUGGGGCCAAGGUUUUGUCAAAGGGGCACGUUCAAUCAUAGGGAAUAAAAACAAACAAAUACACAUUUUAGGAUUCUUUAGUUUAAAUCAUGAAUAGAAUAGUUCAAGCAAAAAAAAGCCAAAGAAUUUCUAAACAAAUAAAAAUAAACACUUCCCUAAUAAAGCAGUGUUCAAGUCUUCUUUAAGGUUCAGAAUAAAGUGUGAUAAGAUUAUGUAAUACAAAUUGAGUUUAUGUGUGCUUCAAAAACACCCAACAAGCCAUCAGAUUAUUCAGGUGGUAAAAAUAAAAUAACACUGUUUUCACAAACUUUAAAACACAAUACUUUGCUUUUCUCAUCACAUCAGGCCCAGUGACAUUUGCCUGCAAUUUACAGAUUGAAACAUAAAUUCAAUCAAAUGUAAUGAGUUUUAAGAACACUUUUCAGAGUUCCAUUCAAAACCACACAUUUGUGAUUCACAAAUAUAGUAUCUGUUUUCCUUUUUAGCAUAUAAUGUUACAGCAACUGUAUUCUGCAUUUUUUGUGAUUUCUGGCAAAUCGAUCAACAAAAGACUCAAGAUUCAAAGCUUUUGCCCUCCGAGACUCAAUACUCAGUAUUGAGUCUUAGUCGAUCAUCAUUCAUGGUGGAUCUGAGGUAAGUUUUCACCAGCUUUAAUGUAGAAAAACUCUGCUCACAAGACACAGUACUCACUGGGAUGGCAACAGCUAUUUUGCAAAGCCUGUAGAGCUCGAAAAAGACAUCUUUAUAUGGUUCAAUGAACUGUACUAGUUCUACUGUACUGGAGGGUCUUUGCAUCCCUGUCUGUAUUUUUACCUCCGCCAAGGAGGUUAUGUUUUUGGUAGCAUUGGUUUGUUUGUUUUUCUGUUAGCAACUUUACGGAGAAAGUUACAGAUGGAUUAACCUGAAAUUUUCACCAGAGGUGCCCCAGGAGGAUCCCAUUACAUUUUACAUUUUGGUGGUGAUCCGGAUCGCCUUCUGGAUCCAGGAAUUUUUUGAAGGAUUCUGUAUCAUUGUGAAAUAGGGCAAAUUUUUUAAUUUUUGCAUUUAAUUCUAUAAAAAUGGCCAGAGUCUUUAGUAAAAAAUUACACAAAAGGAGCUCAAUGAGUUUUAUGAGGUGUCAAAGGUUGAUUCUGAUCCAAUUCAAUUUUUCAAUUCAGCUUUAUUUAUAUGGCACUUUUCGUGCAUGAGGAAAUGCAAUUCAAAGUGCCUCACAGAGGCUAAAAACAACAAUAAAAACAAAAACCCAACCCUUCGACCCACACACACACCCAUGGACCCACACACACACAAAGACACACACCCACCCUCACUCACCCACACAUACGCACACAACCGCACACAGUGUGAGAAUUUACGAUAUAAGUUAAAGAGACAUGGCCUGACACCGAGACAUUACAUGAGGAAAGAGCUACCUUCAGGAAACACUGGAGAUAAAAAUAGAGAUCAAAAUGGUGAAAAGAGUAAAACCUGAUGGACUAAAAUAAGAAAUUAAUAAUAUUAAAUGAACAAAUAAAUAAAAGGGAAAAUUUUAAAACUAACAGGAAAUUGAAAUUAAAAAAGGCUAAGAACAGAGAUAAUGAAUAGAAUGACAUAAAAUAAACAUCAAGAACUUUGAUUAAAAUUAACAUUUGCAAUAAGAGAAAUCUAAAAUGGCAAUUAGUAAAAAGCCUGGUUAAAAAAGUGAGUCUUGAGCCUCUUCUUAAAAAUAUCAACAGUCUCUGCAGCCCUAAGGCUCUCCGGCAGGCUGUUCCACAACCGGGGACCAUAAAAACUGAACGCCGCCUCCCUGUGUGUUUUUGUUUUGACUUUGGGUAAAGUUAAAAGGCCUGUGCCGGAGGACCACAGGGUCCGCAAGAGUUGAUAUGGUAAAAUUAGAUCAGAUAAAUAGAAGGGGCCAAGACCAUUGAUACAUCUAAAAACUAAUAAAAGAACCUUAAAAUCAAUCCUGAAACGGACGGGGAGCCAAUGCAGUGGUGCUAAAACUGACAUUAUAUGCUCUCGCCCUCUGGCCCUUGUCAGCACUCUUGAAGCUGAAUUCUGUAAAAGCUGAAGUGUUACAAUGAUCUAAACGUGAGGAGAUAAAAGCAUGCAUCAGCACCUCUGUGCUGGCCUGAGAGAGAAACGGGCAGACUCUGGCUAUAGUUUUAAGGUGGUAAAAACCUACCUUUGCUAUGUUUUUGAUGUGUGGAAUAAAACUUAACUCAGAGUCGAAAAUUACGCCCAGGAUGUUGAUACUUUAAAAUCUUGUAGUUUUGGUAAAAGUGUCUCUCUCAGGCCUUCAGGACCAAUAACUAAAACCUCUGUUUUGUCCUGGUUAAGCUGCAGGAAGUUGGCUGCCAUCCAGGACUUAAUGUCUAAAAUGCAAUUUAAAAGGGCAUCAAUUGGCCCGCUAUCAUCAGGAGACACGGCCAUGUACAGUUGUGUAUCAUCAGCAUAGCUGUGGAAGCUGAUGCCGUGCCUCCUGAUGAUGUCCUAAAACCUGAUUGGCACUUCUCUAAAAUGCUCUUUGUAUUUAAAAAAAAACAUUUACUUGUUGAAGAACAAGUUUUUCCAAGAUUUUACUUAAAAAUGGUAAAUUGGAUACAGGUCGGUAAUUGUUAAAAAUCUUGGGGUCCAGAUUGCUCUUCUUCACAAGAGGCCUCACCAGCGCUGUUUUAAAGGAGGUGGGAAAAACCCCUGUCUGAAGAGAGCAAUUUACAAUGUUUAAAAGCUGUUCCUCAAAGAAUCCAUAAAACUGUUUAAAAAACCGUGUGGGAAUUGGAUCUAAGAGGCAGGUUGUGGGGUUUACUUGGAAGAAAACUCAACCAAGUGUCUGCACAUCAACCAGUGCAAAACUCUCCAGUCUUUCCUCAGGUAAAAGCAGUGAUCCAGGUAUGUGAGCAGUUAAAAUCUGUUGAGAUAAAACACUGGAUCUGAUGUUGUCGAUUUUACUUCUGAAGUGGUCUGCAAAAUCCUCACAGAGGGUAUCAGAGGAUGACCCAGGGGUUCUGUUAAAAUUAUUGUUAGUUAAAAGAUCAAUAGUUGUCAAAAAAAAUCUGGGGUUAUGUUUAUUGUCAGCGAUUAGUUUUUUGUAGUGGGAAGUUCUUGCCUGUUUGACUGUGCUAUUGUAGGUUUUGAGGUGGUGUUUAAAAAUUUCAAGGUGGACUGUUAAUUUUGAUUUUCUCCAUCUUCUUUCAGCACUCCUGCAUUUUCGUUUGAGCUCUUUGAUAUGCUCGUUUCUCCAUGGGGGGUCUUGCUUUUUUCUUGAUUGUUUUGGUUAAAAGUGGAGCAACUGAGUCCAGUGUUGACCUUAGAUUGUUGUUAAAAUUAUCAAUGAUAAAAUCACAGGGUGCUGGUAAAAUUUGUGGAGAGGUGUUCUGUAGGAUGUGAAUAAAAUUUGCAGCCACUUCAGAAGUUAGGUAGCGUUUCCUCACCGUUAUGACUGGGCUCCCCCUCUGGUUAAAACUGCUGAUUUUAAAAAACACACAAAAAUGGUCAGAUCUUGAAGACUUAAAAACAGGCAACUGGACUGUGUAGAGUUGAGAAGACGUUUCGCCUCUUAUCCAAGAAGCUUCUUCAGUUCUAAAAGUGCUAGUGUCAGGAGCAGAUAUUUAUCUUACUGGAGAAGGGGGACAGUUAACGACUGGCUAGAGUUGAAAAGAAUGGGUCGUAGAAACCCAUCUCUCGGUGUGUGUCCCCCAAGUCGUUAUCCUGAAAGGGUCGUUAGCGACUCCUAUCAUGUGACCACAUGACUCAUGCCACCUGAGUCAUGUGGUUCCAGGUGUGAAUGUUUGUGGAGCUUCCUGGGGAGAGAGCUGAGAACUGCAUUGUAAGUGCCAGAGAGAUUGUGUCUGAGUCCACCCCCUCUGUUCAGAGAAGGUUUCUCCAGCCUGGUAAAGAUGGCUUCUUUAACUCAUCUUUCAAACCAUCUGUCUUCUCGAGCCAUCACCUGUACAUCGCUGUCCUCAAAAGAGUGACCCGUAUCCUUCAAGUGAAGGUGGACAGCUGAGUCCUGUGUUGAGCCAUGCGCUUGUUAAGCGGUUGUUUCGUUUCCCCAAUGUCCAGGUCCAAGCAUUCCUCGCUGCACUGGACGGCGUACACCACAUUACUCUGUUUAUGUCUCGGUGUUUUGUCCUUGGGACGGACUAGCUUCUGCCUUAGUGUGUUACCAGGCUUGAAAUGAACAGGAAUGUGGUGUUUGCCAAAGAUCCUCUUGAGUUUUUCCGACAGGCCUGCAACGUAAGGGAUUACAGUGCUCUUGCGUCUCUCCUCCCUUUCCUGUUCAGUGUUAUUUCUCUUUCUGUUCUUCACAAAGGCCCACUUAGGGUAUCCACAGGUUGUCAGGGCAUUUUUGAUGUGCUUUUGUUCCUUUUCCAUACCUUCUUUCUUCGUGGGAAUGUUCUCGGCCCGGUGGUUGAGUGUUCUGAUGACACCCAGUUUGUGCUGCAGAGGAUGGUGGGAAUCAAAAAGUAGAUAUUGAUCCGUGUGUGUUGGUUUCCUGUACACUUCAACGUUGAGACACCCAUCUGCCUCCAAGUGUACAGCACAGUCCAAAAAGGCCAACUGAUUCUGGCCUUUUAUAUAUAUAAGGUGGACCUUAUAUGGUGGACCUUGGUACAUCUCUUUUUGUAUUGAUAGCCAUUUAGGAUGAGAAGCUGAUCCAGAUGUGAACACAUACAGUUUUUCUAGAAGAUAGACAAACUCCUCUGCCUCCGGGACAGCUUUGAUGGCGUCUACUAGAACUAAGUUUAGACAGUGGGCACUACAAUGGAUGUAAAAUGCAUACUUUGAUUCCUCUUUGAUUAUUGCCUGGACCCCUGAAUGCUUGCCACUCAUGACAGAGGCCCCAUCAUAUGCUUGGCCCACCAGUUUUUUUUGUAUUCCAGACUGUGACUUUCCAGAAUGUGGAUGAUUUUCUCACUAAACUCUGCUGCAUCAAGCUUCUCUGCGGAUUCAAAAUGGAGAAAACUUUUCUGAAUCGCUCCUUUGUAGUAGUACCUCAGUACGAAAGAGAUCUGUUCCUUCUUCUUAACAUCUUUUGUUUCAUCUGCCAUAAUGUUAAAGACUUCACUGUUUUUCACCUCUUCUGCAAUUUUAGUUCGAACCAUGUGUGCUAGACAAUCUAGAACCUCAUUCUGGAUUAUUUUGCAUGUGUACUUUGCAUUAUGAAAGGAAGUCAACCUCUUUUUCACAGCUUUGUCAUGGUUAGCAAUUGUCUUCAAAAUUGAUUUGAAGUUACCUUUAUUCUCUGAGUCUGCAGACUCAUUGUGACCUCUUUAAGGUAUGUUUUGAGUGGCUGUUAGUAGCAGCACUUUCCCUAUUGUCUUAGGUCUACGAUCUGAAAACCAGUUUGGCUGUUGAGACAGAUUUGAAAAACGCAGCCUGCCCCCCCUUCACUCACCCCUCCCCUACAUGUUCCCGUCCCCCCAGCUCGUGUCCUCUCCUAACAACAUGCCCCCUCUGAUAGAGCAAGAAGCCGAAAAUAUCAGCAGUGGUACACAGUGGUAGCUAUUUCAAUUGGACCGUCGCGAUCAAAACCAUAUAUUAGCGGGGCGAAGCGGGUCUGGCGUCGCCACUGCUAGCCGGUCAGAGCAGAGCCGAUUGUUAGUGAGGCUUCACCUUUCUCGGCGUGUCUUCACCAGCUCAGUUUACAAUGCUAAAGAUGUGUGGCUAACUUGUGCUAAAAUCUAUUGAAAGAGCAUACCUUUUCCGACCAACAACGUUCAGUCAUUAGCCAGUAUAGGCACAGACUAACCAGAGUUAUUCAGCAGACAUUUCCCACUGUGGUAAACAAAGUAAUCACCUGUUCAACAGAAAUUCGGCUGUCUCAGCGUCAGUUUUCAGUCCCAAAUCCUUCUGCAGCUUUUUCCACAGGUCGUACAUUUCUCCAAUGUAGACUCUCCGUUUGCACCUGUAUCGCUCAUAUUUCUUCCUUGCUUCAGCCUUUUCCUCGAAACUUUUUUGUUUCCUUCCCUUCGAUGUGGAGGGUAACAGAAGCAGCCUCCUGGUUUUGGUGUUUGUCUUGUCCGGCUCCAUUAUGCUUCAGCAGCUGUGCAGCUUACUAAUCACAUGUACGUGAGGGGGGUAGUGGGGAGGAGGCGGGACCAUGAGCGGGGCGGCGUGGAGCAGGGAAGACAGGGGAUUGGAUGGACUUAUGGACCACUCCGAACUUAUAAACAAUGUUAUUAAUAAGUACCAAGCUUCCAAAUGUUAGACCAUAGCUUUAACAUAUAUUUGUUCCUCAGGUUCUUAAACAAUUUUUUAUUUUUAUUUUUUUUUUUAUAUUUUAUUUUUUUUAAACUUAUAUAACAUACAAACAAAACAAAACAAAACAAAAACACAAAAAUAGUGAUGGUGGGUACAUAUACAGACAAGACAGAAACAAAAACAGUUAUCAGUAUAUAUCAGACAGAUAUAUAUGGACAGAGGGCAGAUAGACAAUGGACAAGCAGAGGAAUUAAGGAGGACAGACUGAGGAUAUGAAGAGGAAUCGCAGAGGACAGACAAGUGCAACAGAAGAAACACAGAAGACAGAGAGAAAGAGAAAUCACAGAGGACAGACAGAGGUCAUAAAGAGAACAUGCAGAGGACUUACAGAGGACAGACAGAGGACAUAAAGAAGCUAGACAGAGGACAGACGACAGAAUCACAGAGGACAGACAAAGGGAGGUCGAGAAGACAGGCAAGGGAAUCACAGAGGACAGACUAAGGAAUUACAGAGGAUAGACAUAGGAACAGAUAUCCAUAAAUGUUCCCAGCAAAGACUCCACAUCCUCCGCAAGCUCUGUUCCAUGUCUGUCAAACCAAAACUUCUCCUACUGUUAUACACCAGCAUCAUUCAACCCAUACUUCUAUACUGCUCCCCCUGUUACUUUAACAUGCUGUCAAUCACUAACAGAAAUAAACUCACCAAGGUCACCCACACAGCAUCCAAAAUCAUCAGCCUGUCCAUUACAGACUUCUCACACCUCAACAAUAUCUCCAUCACACGCAUGGCCUGGACAACCAGCACAGACUCAGACCACCCCCUCCACAGUCACUUCUGCCUGCUGCCCUCAGGCCGAAGGUUCAGGACUUUGAGGUGGAAGCGGGCAUGCUUCAGUAAGAGCUUUGUCCCUUCCGCAAUCGCUGCCCUGAAUAGUUUGCAGUGAUAAUCCCUUGUUGUCCUUAAGUCUAUGGGCUCUAUUUUCGUGCCUCGCCGGAGACGUGCCGCAAGCGCAGCGUCAAUCAGAUCUGCCGCGCUGACAAGGCGUUCCCAAGCACAUUUUGGUAUUUUGGUGAGCCGCGCAGCCUGGCGUAAGUAUCCCCCCUCCCUAACUCAGCUCCUCCCAGCAGCAUAAGUCGUAGACGAGGAGGAGAGAGGGCGUGGAGUGGGUUUAACACAGCCGAGACCUGUUUUCACCAAUCACAUAAGCUCUUCUCCUUGCCUUUAAACCCACCACAGGCGAGGCGUAUUACUAUUUUCAUGAAGUAGUCAAAGAGAUCAAGAGAUGUCUUAAGACAGUAAUGCCACAAGAUGGCGACAGAGGGCAGCUCCUCAACAAGUGUCCUCCACACUCUUUCAUAUGAGCACAGAUGGAUUUGGUGUGUGUAAUGUUGGACCCACUGGUAAGACAAACACCCUUUUCCACAAAUAAAGACACUCACAUAAAGUUGCUCAUAUUCAAACCUCACGUGACAAAGGUGGGUUGUGCGCACAGAUCACAACAUAAACUCCAAAAAUGGCAUUAAAAUCGGAACCAUCUGUGCGUAAAUGACGCAUCGCGCUCCGUGGCCUGGCUCUUUCUUUCAUAGAUGUUGGCAAAUAAAAUAAAUUUGGCCCACAAAACUGAAUAUUAUAAUAUCCGUAUGUUGGCUUAAAGUAGAUAACGCAUCUGAGCACUGAAACAAAUCAUCUGUUCAGCCGCAGCAGCAGCAAGACGGACAGAGGACACGGAGACGUGUCCAGGUCGAGCUGUGCGAGAAAUAAGAGGAAGAGGAAGAAAGAAAAGGAGGGAGACGAAUUACAUAUCUUGUCAACUUCAUCAUGUGUGUUUAUUUACUAGAUAUUUAAUUUAAUUUGAUGCGGUUUCAGCUGUGUUGAUUCGGUCAGGUUGUGUGUCCAAAUCGUGCCAAACGCGCUCAUCAGAUCAGAUAUAGAUCAGAAUAUAUCUAUAUAGAUCUAAAUAUAUGUGCUGACUCAGAUUAAUAGUUGAUGAUGAUUAUUUAUUGCACUGAAAUGUGCCUGACACAGUGGAAACCUGCCGGUGAGGCAUCAGUGACGUAUGUCGAUACGCCGCAGGUCUACCAAAAUACUACUGGACCAUGCGCUGAAAGAUGACCAGGUUUGAAUCGGCGAGCUUUCAGCGCACUUUACACGCCGGUGGCAAGCACGAAAAUGUCACUGCGCCUGCUGAUUCUGUCGACACCUCCCCCUGCCACGCCACCACGCCCAGCUUGGCGGAUCUCGGCUCGCCUCAGUGCGGCUCAGUCCAAGAAAAUACCAAACUGGCCUUACGCCGGGCUCCGCCAGACGAAAAUACAACUGCGCGGGGCUCACCGCCCUCCGCUGCCUCACCGGCGCGCACGAAAAUAGAGCCCUAUGUGUCCAUGCCAGUGUGUGUUAAAAUGAAUUUCCCCCCGGGGACAAUAAAGAUUGAUCUAUCUAUCUAUCUAUCUAUCUCCAUCCAUCCAUCCAUCCAUCCAUCCAUCCAUCCAUCCAUCCAUCUAUCUAUCUAUCUAUCUAUCUAUCUAUCUAUCUAUCUAUCUAUCUAUCUAUCUAUCUAUCUAUCUAUCUAUCUAUCUAUCUAUCUAUCUAUCUAUCUAUCUAUCUAUCUAUCUAUCUAUCUAUCUAAUCUAAGAAUCUGUGUGGUGCAUUAUGAAGCGUAGACUCAGACCACCCCCUCCACAGUCACUUCUGCCUGCUGCCCUCAGGCCGAAGGUUCAGGACUUUGAGGUGGAAGCGGGCAUGCUUCAGUAAGAGCUUUGUCCCUUCCGCAAUCGCUGCCCUGAAUAGUUUGCAGUGAUAAUCCCUUGUUGUCCUUAAGCCUAUGGGCUCUAUUUUCGUGCCUCGCCGGAGACGUGCCGCAAGCGCAGCGUCAGUCAGAUCUGCCGCGCUGACAAGGCGUUCCCAAGCACAUUUUGGUAUUUUGGUGAGCCGCGCAGCCUGGCGUAAGUAUCUAUCUAUCUAUCUAUCUAAUCUAAGAAUCUGUGUGGUGCAUUAUGAAGCGUAAAAUAGGACAACGAAGAACUGAAGCUGUACAUCGAGCAAGAAUGGGAAAGAAUUUCACCUUCAAAGCUUCAACAAUUAGUCUCCUCAGUGUCCAAACGUUUAGAUAGUGUUGUUAAAAGGAAAGGUGAUGUAACACAGUGGUAAACAUGCCCCUGUCCCAACUACUUUGGCACAUGUUGCAGCCAUGAAAUUCUGAAUUAAUUGUUAUUUGCAAAAGAAAAUGAAGUUUAUGAGUUUGAACAUUAAAUAUAUUGUCUUUGUAGUGUAUUCAAUUGAAUAUAGGUUGAAAAGGAUUUGCAAAUCAUUGUAUUCUGUUUCUAUUUACAUUUAUCACAAUUUCCCAACCUUGAUGGAAUAGGGUUUUGUAUUUCCUUAGGCUCCAGACACGAAAGUCACCAAAAUAUCUUGGAUUUAAUUGGUUAAAAAUAUAAAACUAAUUGGCCUGAGAUGCAGGAGCUAGGCGAAAGUGAACCUCUCACCCUGAGUGCAUCAUGUGACCUCUCUCUUGUCCAUUUCUGAUACAUGCCACAAUAGCAGUGUCAUCUGACUAUUUCUGGAUGUGGCAGGACUCAGUGCUGUAUUUGAAGUCUAAUGUAUACAGUGUGAACAGGAAUGGCGACAGCACUGUCCUUUGUGGAGCCCCUGUACUGCUCAUUCAUGUCCCAGAAACACAGUUCCCCAGCCUGACGAAUUGUGGCCUUCCUGUCAGGCAAUCUGCGAUCCAGGAAACCCACCCAUCUCUGUGAGCUUGUCUUUGAGUGUGGUGGGUUGGAUGGUGUUGAAUGCACUUGAAAAGUUGAAGAACAUGAUCCUCACAUAAACCCCAGGUUUUUCCAGAUGAGACAGGGCACGGUAAAGCAUGUAGAGGACAGCAUCAUCCACUCCGAUGUGUUCUUUGCAUGCAAACUGCAGGGAAUCCAGUUUGUCUUUGACCUCAGACCUCAGAAGGCGUAGAAUCAUGAUGUUUUCAUGAUGUGUGAAGUGAGGGCCACUGGUCUGUAGUCAUUGAGUUCAGCAGGACAUUUUGUUUUUGGUACUGGCACAAUGCAGGAUGUUUUCCACAGAGUAGGCACCCUACCCAGCUGUAGACUCAGGUUGAAGAUCUUGUGGAGAAGUUGAUACAGUGCUGCAGCACAGUCUCUAAGCAGCCUUGGACACACACCAUCUGGAUCAGCUGCCUUCCCAGGACAAAGUCUUCCAAGCUCUAUCCUGACCCCUGUCUCGGUGACAGACAAGGACUGGUGUUCUAGGAGGGAGGCAGUUGAAGUGGUUGAGACAUUUGAACGAGAUGGAGGAGAAACGGGAGAAGUUGUAGUGGAGAUUUGUUGCAGAGAGGAAGGUGGAGUAGCAGUGGAAGUGGGUGUGACAGCACUGUCAAUUCUGUUAAAGAACAGGUUAAAUUCAUCAGCUCUUUCCACAUCACCCACAACUGGCUGUCUUUUCUUUUUAUUGCUGUGUCCAGAGAUGGUACUGAUUACUCUCCACACUUCAUGGAUGUUGCUGUGUUGUAGAUUAUUCUCUAUCUUCUUUUUGUACUCCAGCUUUGCCAUCUUCAGUCACCUCUUCAACUCUUGUAGCACUUGUUUGAGUUGUUCUUUGUCACCAUCUUUAAAAGCUUUCUUUUUCUGGUUACCUCCACCAAGGAGGUUAUGUUUUUGGUAGCGUUGGUUUGUUUGUUUGUUUGUUUGUUUGUUUGUUUGUUUGUCUGUUAGCAACUUUUUUUAUAAUUUUUAUUUUUUUAUUUAUUUCUUUAAUUGUGGACAUGGUUAAAAUGUAUAUAAACUUUACGGAGAAAGUUACAGAAGGAUUGACCUGAAAUUUUCACCAAAGAUGCAUCUCAGCCCCAGGAGGAUCCCAUUACAUUUUGGUGGUGAUCGGGAUCGCCUUCUGGAUCCAGGAAUUUUUUGAAGGAUUCUUUAUCAUUGUGAGAUAGGGCAAAUUUUGGAAUUUUUGCAUUUAACUCUUUAAUAAAAAUGGUGAGUCUUUAGUCAAAAAUUACACAAAAGGAUCUCAAUGAGUUUUAUGAGGUUUCAAAGGUUGAUCCUGAUCCAGACAAAAUUCCGGAUACUGUGAUCCAGAACACACAAAAAUUAGGGUGUCGUUGGAAUUUUCAAUGCUGAAAGCCAAUGGGCUGCACAGUGGUGUAGUGGUUAGCACUGUUGCCUCACAGCCAGAAGGUCCUGGGUUCGAAUCCGGGUCAGGGCAUUUCUUGUUUUAGGAACAUUAUGAACAGUGAACAUACCAGUUUAAGUACAAAUAAAAGUUAAUAAAAGACAUGUAACAGUAAAAGUUUUGGUGUGAAUCACAAUAUAAAGAGGGACAUGAGCUGCUUGGUGGAGGUCUGCGCUCUCCGAGUGCUUUUCUAGUCAAGGAUUGCUUUUAUGUUGCUUGUGAUCCAGAGUUUGUUGUUGGGGAAACAGCGAACAGUUUUUGUGGGUAUAACUGUGUCUCUACAGAAGUUGAUAUAAUCAGUAAAGCAGUCAACCUGUCUAUCAAUGUUCAUACUAUCCACAUCUGUUUCCAGCUGCACAGUCCAGUCUGUUGAUUUAAAACAGUCCCUUAGAGCUUCACUGGUUUGAGGUGUCCAUCUUCUGAUUUUGACUUUAGUUGCAGGCUGCCUGCAGAUAGAACAAGUUAUGAUCUGAUCUGUCCAGUGGUGGUAAGGCAGUAGCUCUAUAAGCUUCUUUGACGUUGGCAUACAGUAGAUCCAGGGUUUUGUUUUCUCUGGUAGGACAGUUCACAAACUGUGUGAAUCCAGUCAGGUGAGAGGAGAGGGUGACAUGGUUGAACUCCACUGAUAUUAUUAUUAUUAGUGCCUCAGGGUGUUGAGUCUGUCUCCUGGCAACACUAUUAUGCAAAAAAUCGCAUGGAAUUAAAUUAUUGAAAUCAUUAAAACACUGUACUAGUGAAUUCACAUCCUCAUCAUCAUAAUUAGCAUUUGAAGCAGGCUCAGCAUCAAACAAGGAUAUAAAAUUCUCAACAACAGGCUAAUUAAUAAAACGUUUCUUUCCUUGAACACUACACAAUAAGUGCUUCUCAACAUUUUCCAUAUCAAAGGGGACACAGCUGUGCUCACUGACAAGAAAAUCCUCUAUAUGAAGCUUUUCAACAGUCAAUCCAUGUGAGAAGACAAGGUCCAGUGUAUGUCCCUUGAUGUGUGUGGGACCAGAAACAUGCUGCACAAAGUGAAAAGACUCAGUGAUAUUUAACAGCUUAGCAGUAGUAUUAGAUGACUGAUCAUCAACAUUAAUAUUAAAAUCACCGAUAAUUAGAACCUUAUCCAGUUUGAUAAUAGAAGUUAAAAGUUCAGUGAAGUCAGAUAAAAACCCACCAGCUGGGCCAGGAGGGCAAUAGAUUAAAAUACAGUAAAAUGGGCAGUAAAAUAUCCACAUGUUUACAUCUCUGUCUUCCGACAGAAUUCUUGGCUAGAGCAAUUGUGCCCUGAUUGUCCUCAUACACCCUGGGUAGUGCAUACAGAUGGUUACCAAUACCAGCUAAGAGCUGUGCAAGGUACAGGCACUCUUGAAUGGUUGCAGCCUCACAGGCAGACAGUGCCACUAUGGGCUGCUGGCCUGAGUUAGGCUUACACAGUACCCAGAUGCACUUUGUCUAUCAUUGACAUCAGCAGCCCAAUUUGCAUCACUGUAGGCUUGUACACCCAGGUUCUUAUGACAUUUUCUGUAACACAACUUCCUGUCACUUGAACCCUUCAGAUACCUCAAUGCAUGUUUGACAGUACCCCAUUGUUGUUCAGUAGGUUCAGAAAACUGCUGUGACAGUCUGCUUGCAACAAAACUCGAAUCAGGUCUUGUACAAACAGUCAAAUAGAUAAGACUGCCCACUGCCUCUCUGUAUUUUGUAACAUCCCCCAUCAGUGCAGCAUCAUCAGUGAAAUUCCGUUUCUGCUCACAGGUGGUUGAUAUAGGCUUACAAUCCUGCAUGUUGAACCGUUCCAGGAUUUUACCAACAUACUUUGAUUGUGACAUUAUUACACAGUUCUCACUAUGUUCAAAAUGUAUGCCAAGAACAUGUUUUUCUUUGUCCAAGUCUCUCAUUUGAAACCUUGUUGUAAGCAUGUCCUUUGUAACCUUCAUGAACUCCUCAUCACUUGUUGCAGUGAUUAAGUCAUCAACCUAAAUUACCAUAAUCUCCUUCUCAUGUUUUUUCCCCUUGAGUAAACACAGUGGUCAGCCUGACUUUGUUGAAACUUAUUUUGGGUCAGAUACUCAUGUUAGAGUUUGUUCCAAUUCCUGCCUGAUUGUUUCAGCCCAUACAGUGAUCUCUGUAGCUUGUACACCAACUCUUCAUUUGUGUGAGAUUUUAUCUUUUAGCCCUCUGGCUUUUCCAUGUAGAUUUCACAGCCAAUGGGUGCAUUAAAGUGGACUGUCUUUACAUCCAGUUGGUGCGAGAUCAAAUUUUUCUGUGCUGCUUUCCACAUCAAAAUUCUGAUACUAGCCACAUUAGCUGUAGGAGAAAAUGUUUCCUCAUAAUCUACACACAUCUUGUGACUGCAUCCUCUGGCAACAAAACAGGCUUUGUAUUUCUCAGAUCCGUCGACAUUAGUUUUAAUUGCAACACCCAUCUACCUCCAACUGCUUUCUUACCCUCAGGUAACUUAGUUAUGGUGAACGUGUUAUUCUCUUUAAGUGAAUGCAUUUCUUCAUCUAUUGCUUGGACCCACUCCUUUGACUUAUCUGAUGUCACAGCUUCUGUAAAUGAAACAGGUAUGUUACACAUCACUCAGUAGCAGUAAUCUAUGUUACUAUGGACUUGAUCAGUCUCCUCCUUAGACACAUAUUUAGACACACUGCAAUCUGUGUAUCUGUCUGGCUGCCUCCUCCCUCUGGAGGGUUUUUGUUAGGUCUAAAACCUGCAACAUUUACCUGAUAACAUAUAAAGAAGAGAAAGACAAUGGUAUAUACUCGAGGAGAAUGGACAGAGAUAGCAUCAGGUACCACUCUGAAAGGUAUUUCCGCCCAUUCUCUUUAUUUAGGGUUGUCCCUGGUUACACAAUGUUUCUAAAGGGUGGGGUAAAAAUAUGUGCAGCAACGUAAGCACUCUCAUAAAACAUAAUAAUGAACAACUGUGAAUAGGUGAAGGUCAAGGCGACAUUUGUUGCAUCUAACGAGCUCCUUCUGAUAAGAGCGUAUCCUCCUCUUAUUUCCACGAUUCACAGCGGAGGAUACGUCACCCACACACACACACACCUGCUGAUAAGAGAAACGAGGUCACAGAGAAGUUAAGAAACAUUCAUGUGCUGUGUAAUUAAGCUAUUGGAGAGAAAAGUUAGAAAACACUCUUAUAUGUGUAACAAGAGGUCAAAACAGUUUAUACUUGUAGUAAACUCUUACAUAAGAAUAUGAGGAAUAAUGAUAACUUCUAUAUACAUUUAUGCACAUUAUUCUAACAUUUCCCUCCUGUUUAUCAUUACUUUACUCAAAUUCUCAUAAUCCCUCUAGUUCACCCACUUCUCUAGAUUUUCAGCUGCGAGUUCAUGUUUAUAACUACAAAGAAUUUACACACGGAGGUACAAGAUGUUGCUUUAGUCAGAAUCAUACUCAUCAUCAGGAUUGGGGCACAGGUCAGGCCAUUGAGUGUCAUCAAGUCUGUCCUCCUCGUCCUGCUGAUGGAGCAGCGGGUACAAUUCCUGCAUCUGCUGCUCCACAGGGGACAACGUUGUGGUGAUAAGGCGGUUAAGAAGAGAACGAAUACAGGGAAUACAGCAACAUCCACACAAGGUCAAAUUAGCUGCAAAAACAGCAACAGAGAUUAGGACUGAAUCUACAAGAUUUCUUUAUUUUCCAAAGACAUUCAUCCAAUCGUCCUAAAAGGAGUUAUCUAUUCCUGAGUGGUCUUUCAUUUUGCCAUUAAGCGUUUUAAGGCCCUCUAUGGCUCGAGUGAGGCUGCCAUCGGCAGCAGUGUUAUUAGGAAUGAACGUGCAACACGUUUCUCCAAACAUGGCACAUACACCUCCUUUUUCUGCGAGCAGCAUGUCAAGGGCUAUACGGUUUUGGAAAGCCAUCAGGGAAGUUGCAGAUAACUGCGAGUGACCGGCCUGAAAACCAGCCUCAGUCCAAUUACCUAGCUUUUGAACGUUGAAAUGGAUGUAGUUGAUUCUGAUUCGAUCUAUUUUUUUUUUUUAUUGUACACCAAGGACAGACGAGAGACUCAAAGCCUGCAGCAACUUGAUUUACUAGUUUAUACUCAUCUGGUACCUCACGAGGAACUAUCUAUAUUAGUCGGGUCUGACUCUGUUUUCUAGUUUCUUUUUACUCUGGAGUGGCUCAACAAAGGAAUAAGACUAACUGCAGAGGUUAAAUUUGCCACACUGGUCUGGAAAGUUACAACAGUUAGGAUUAAGGUCACUAAGGCCCUAUUAUCAGUCUGCUGUCAUUCAGGUACAGCUACAGAAAAACACGAACAGGUUUGUUAUGGUUAGGGAAUUCCUAGUACAGACAUAGAAGUUAGACUGAUUCUUCAUUUUUGCUAGAUAUUUUGCAUAUCUGUACCACAUGUUCACUUCAAAUGAGUUUUUUUUAUUAUUUAUUGAGAGGGAUUGCGAAGCAUUCCACUAUAUUUUAUUCAUUUCUUUAUUAAUAUUAUUCUUCCACCAUUUUUUUUUUUUUUUAAUACUCUGUCACUUUCAUUAGCCAUUCUAUCUCCACAUCUGGUCUGUUGUUGUCACUUCUCUUUCCUUCCUUAAGUUCAUCUGAAGUUGUAAAUAAUGUUUCAGUAGGUAAAUUAACAGUUUCAGGUUUAGCAGAAGUAAGAUACUUAACUUCCCCAUUUUCCUAAGCUCCUAAGGAAUUCAAGACCAUCUAAUCUUCACUGACAUUGAGACGAACGCCCACUAUAAGGACGCCCCCCUUUGAAGUCAGACUUUCCUAACUAAAACCCAUAUAGGUUUUUUUUGCAAUGGGAAAGAUGUAUCCAACUACUUCUUUGUGCUAUUUUUACUGCUGUGGGUGUCAUCAGUAGUACCUUUUUUUUUUUUUUUUUUUUAUUCCUUCCACUUACUUCAACGUAUUCAAAACCAUUCAAACUUCAGGAGAUUCCAGCUUAUAUUCAAAAUUUUCCUAAUCAUUCAUACUUUCUGAGAUAUUCCAGGUUUUCCGACCAAUUUUUCUCAUUAGAAAUGCAUUAUGGAAUUUUCAAAUUGGCCCUUUUCUCACAUUUUCUUUACACAACUUUAAAAGCCUUCAACUCCUCUAUACUUCCAGAUUAUGAUCAUUUUAAUUUUCCAGUUUUAAAUCAUUUCAUUCUUCACUCAAUAUUCAAUUUUUUCAAACUAAUUUCAACUCAAUUAAACUGAUUUAAACCUUUCUGAAUCUUCAAAUCUCAUAUCUUUCACAUAUUUUUUGAACUUAAACCAUUUACAAUAGCAGCUUAGCGACGGCAAUUUCAGCUGGAGCAAUCCAUCUCGCAAUUUCUUCAGAAAUUGCAUUUUCUAGUUAUUAUUAUUAUUAUUUUUUUUUUUUUUUUCAUUUACAAAAUGAGUUCCAUUUUCACUGUAGAUUCGUUUUGGAAUGCCAAAUCAAGAAAUUAUUUCUCUACGCAGGAUUUUUGCUACUGUUAAUGCAUCUGGAUGGGUAACAGGAAAUAAUUCUAUCCAUUUAGUGAAAGGAUCUAUUAACAUUGAACAAUAUUUCUUUCUCUCACACUGAUUUAAUUCUAUGAAGUCCAUGUGCAUGGCUUCAAAUAAUGCAUUGGUUGGUGGAAAUUUGCCUCUUUUUGGUUUUAUACUGUCUUGAGCACUAUGUCUAGCACAAACUGAACAAAUCAAAUAGUUAAUAAUUUUUUUAAAAUAAUUUAUGAAUCAAUAGGGGGUAAAGUGUUGAUUAACUACUACACUCAUCCCUCCUGUCGAGACAUGGCAAGGCCCAUGACUCGCUAUUACUGCCUCUAAAGCUCUCUCUGUUUGCUGAUCAGACAAAAAUCUUUCGUUUGGAAAACCUAAUCUGUGGCAGUUUAUGUCCAAGAGCUUUUUUUUUUUUUUUUGCACUGGAGUCACACAAAAAGGUUACAGGUAAACCAUGAAUCAUUAACUAUAUCUGUGGUUUUAUGUCUGCAUAAUGUAGUCCUUCUCCAAGAGACUGUUGCAACUCCGCUGUCGAAGGGACAGAUACAGGAAAUCUUUCCUGCCACAAGCUAUUGCACUGUUAAAUAACUCGCAUAUGUCAGACAGGGACUCACACCUGUCUGCUGUAUAGUCCAUUUUUAAAAACUCCUAUCACAUCAGAUUACCGAGCACCUUAAAUUGACUGUAUAUCUAUCAUCCCAUCUGUAAUAUUUCUCAUUCCAUAUUUAUUACUCAUUUCAAUAGCCCACGUUCUUCAUAUCUCACUUUUAUCUCUUAGGAUGUUUAGCAUAUCUAGUCUGUAUUUCUUGUAUAUACUUAGUAUUUUUAUUAUUUUUAGUCUGCAUUGUACUUCCUCUUAUAUUUAAUUUUAUAUUUUCUUUUUGCUGCUAUAACAAGAGAAUUUCCCAGUUUGGGAUCAAUAAAGUAUAUCAAUCUAUCUAUCUAUCAAAAAAAUAUAUAAAAAUAUAUAUAUAUUUAUUUCCUCCAAGUUUAGCACUUCUUCCUCCCCUGUCUCUUCUCUGUUCACACUUUCUCUUCAUUUCUGUCGAAUGAUACUGGCUGUCUCUCCCUCUUCCAGUCAUGCUUGAUACUUUUUUCUACAGCUCUUCACCUAGUGACCAAAGCUCUGCAAUUCUCUGAUGUUGUGGUUCACGACCUUGGUCAGGGUACUAUUCUUCACCUCUCAGCUCCUGUGAUUCAUAAACUUUUGUCAAAACUUCUACUUCCUCUAUCGCCUUCUCUAUUGAAAUUCCUGCCUCUGAACCUGCUUCUUCCUUGUUCUCUCUGUGAUAGUCAUCAAAUGGUUUAUCAUCUCUCCUAUUAUCCCAUAGUCGUCCUAUUUAUCUCAUAUAGUAUGAAAUUCAUUGUCACAUUUGGAGUUAAUCUUACAUUAAAUAGCAUUAUAGGGAGGGCUUUUAAUUCCUAGUUAGCUUUGGUGUUCUCUGCACUUUACUAUGGUUACUUCUUUAAGUUCCAAUAAGAUAUAAUACCAAUCAGUUGGUUCAAAUGUUUAACAGGGAUGCCAGCUGAGGUCAGAAAACCUCUUCUUCUCCAGCGACACUUCUACAUGUACAACUUGCACUUCAUAGACUGUAACAGUUUAGUCACAGUUUUGUCUUUUGAUAGCUGCAUGCUUCUGCAUAGGGAGGAAUUCUUUGGCUGCUGUGUCUCUGGAGGAGUCAAGGUCCUAACUGGCAUUUGAUGUAUCAUUUUAUCAUUUGUGCAGAGAACAGAGACUGUACAGAGAAUUUAACUUGCUAAAAAUUUGCAGUCUGCAUUAAACCUUUCUGCCUUUUUAACUGCCUUUUCUACCUUUAUUUUCUGCAUUAUUAUCAGUAUUAUUAUUAUUAUUAUUAUUAUUAUUAUUAUUAUUAUUAAAGUUGUCUUUACUUAUAGCUUUUUUGUUUAUAGAGACAUGCAGUUUAUUUAAUUGGCUUGUUCUUAGGCUGCCGUCAAACCCAAAUUUGAUUACCCAUAAUUCGAGAAAUUGUAACUUUUCUGGCUUUUUCUCAAAGAUUCUCCAAUCUUGACAUCUUAAUUCUUCUAAUUUAGCCUUACUGGCUUCCGUCCCCAUUUUUAUGUGUUUUGGUCCAGCUUAGGUGACACCUAGGGUGUCCUAUUAAGCUGGGUUCUUUCAAUGGGGUAGUGAUAAAAAUUCCUUAUGUGGUAAUUCUCGCUUCUACUCUUGCGAGUGGAGAAUUCUUGCCUUUGCUUCCACAAUAAGGUCACUACUUACAAUCCCACUGUUUUGGUAUGAAUAGGAUAUAUCUAGUGAUAUAUCUCUAUUCCAAUCACUCUCACACUUUCACAAUCACACUUUUAACACGUGUUUUGCUCUGCAGAAUUUUCUCAAUCAGGCCUUUGUCCACGGCACAACACCGGACCCGCGCGUCUUCCUCGGAAUUUAAACUCAUCUAAGCUGUGUCCGAAUUGGGCCAACGUGUUUAGUAUGUAGGAGUAGGAUCUAGCAGUAGCACGUAGCAGUAGCAUGUAGUAUGCGAGCGGGCAAUUCGGACACAGCACUAGUAGUAGGACUCCGGCAUCCUUCCUCGGAAUUUAAACUAUUUCUAGUAGGACUCCGGCAUCCUUUUUGGUCUUUUAUAAAUUCUCUACGCGAAGCGAAUUUCAGUCAUUCCACGUUUCUUUUUAUAAAAGACCAACUCACCACUUGUCUUUCCCCUUGGCUUCGGAUUUCCGUCAACCGUCGGAUCCCAGCAGGCGGAUCGAGUCCAGUUCCUCAAAGAGGUCUUUAAGACUCAUACUAAAGAGUCUGCCGUGGCCACGGUCUUAUCUGUCGUCCACCUCACCUGCUGGAAUCGUCAGGUCUAUUGGAAUCCGGCUCGAAGGACCAAAGAAAUGUUAGGUCUAAAACCUGCAACAUUUACCUGAUAACAUAUAAAGAAGAGAAAGACAAUGGUAUAUACUCGAGGAGAAUGGACAGAGAUAGCAUCAGGUACCAUCUUGAAACCACUCUGAAAGGUAUUUCCGCCCAUUCUCUUUAUUUAGGGUUGUCCCUGGUUACACAAUGUUUCUAAAGGGUGGGGUAAAAAUAUGUGCAGCAACGUAAGCACUCUCAUAAAACAUAAUAAUGAACAACUGUGAAUAUGUGAAGGUCAAGGCGACAUUUGUUGCAUCUAACGAGCUCCUUCUGAUAAGAGCGUAUCCUCCUCUUAUUUCCACGAUUCACAGCGGAGGAUACGUCACCCACACACACACCUGCUGAUAAGAGAAACGAGGUCACAGAGAAGUUAAGAAACAUUCAUGUGCUGUGUAAUUAAGCUACUGGAGAGAAAAGUUAGAAAACACUCUUAUAUGUGUAACAAGAGGUCAAAACAGUUUAUACUUGUAGUAAACUCUUACAUAAGAAUAUGAGGAAUAAUGAUAACUUCUAUAUACAUUUAUGCACAUUAUUCUAACAGUUAUCAUUUAGACUCAAACUCACACUUGACUUCAACUGUCUGUGGUUGGUGGUAGUUCACUUCAGGUUCAUGUUCUGCUUUAACAUGAUAGUUUGGACUUUUGGACCUGUACUGUAUGAGGUCAUCAUUCUCAGAUGUUAAGUGAGUUUGUGUCUGCUGAUCUACUUAUGUUCUAGCCACAAACUUCACCAAUCUGUGAAGUGCCUUCUAACUGACAGGAAUAUAGACAAUGUAUGCAGGACUGUUUUUGUCGUACCCGAUAAAACCACACUUUUCACAUCUUGGAUCCAGUUUUCUCUUGUCUCGUUGAUAAACAAAACAUUCUGAUUCAAAUUGUUGCAUUCUAGACAAGUUUGGCAGUCUCCCUGUCAACAUUUUGAUUGUUGUCUGCUUGUGUGUUUACUAAAGCAUGUGUUUCUCACCACACCCGCAGUCUGGACAACUUAAUUUCACAAUUGUUUUGGCAAACCAAUUACAAUUAGCAUGCAUGCUGCCCUAAGCAGUGCCACUUUGGUGUGUAGAGUAAGGUGCUGAUGUUGCAUGCCUGAUCCCAUUUUUAAUAAGUAAGGUCUGGUAACCUUUUCCCAUAAAUUCAGUACCAUUGUCAGAUAUAAAGUGUUUAACUUUGCCAUAUGGGGCAGUAUCAGCCAGAAACUUUUCUGUGUCACUUGUUCUUUAAGAAAUGCACAAACACUGCACCUAAAAAAUCAUAAGUAAGUGAAAGUGUAUAUCUAUACCCAUCUCGGGACUCAGGGUGGAUUGGUCCUGCCAAACCUGUGUGAACUAGCUCUAGGGGGAUUUUAGCUCUCACAUCAGGAUCUCUGUUUCAUAAAACACUUCCCCUGAGUGCACACUUCACUAUCAUAGUUACAGUGUCCUCAUAUCUCAUGCCAUGUCUGUAAAUCAUGACACUCUUUACAUUGAUCCUCACAUUCAUCAUCAUUUAUCGCAUGCAAAUAACACGGUAUAUCAUGUACGUGAAUACUGAAUUUUGUACCGUCUUGUAAUUCCUGGAUCUGAACAUUGUUCCCCUUUUUGAAUGUAGCCAUUUGAAUUUAUAAUAAAUGUCCUAGAAUAACAAGAUUAAAUUAUGACAUUUAUGCACUUGUUGAAAGGGGCACCACCCACCCCUACCGGUGGGAAAAAGAAAGAAAACAAGGUUUAAUUAAGUAAUUAAACGUUGAAUCAAUCUUAAACAGAUUUAAAUCAAUCUCACAUCUGAGGCCAGAAUUCUCAUUUCAGGGACUUCACUUCUAGAAAGACCACUAACAGAUGACAACUUAAAAUUAAAUGGAUACUUUAUUGACAAAUGCUAGGUAAUAACAUGAAUUCAAUAAAUGAUGAUAAAAUAAUGAGAAUAAAAGCACAUUUAAUGGAUAAAUCGAGGAAUGGUUUGAAUUGAGCUAAGACUGGAGGUUAAUAAUAGUGGGUGGGUAAGGAAAAAUUUAAUCUUCAUUUACACACUUCAUUUAAACUUUCAGAACUGAAAACCUUCUUGGAUAAGAAGCAAAACGUCUUCUCAACUCUACACAGUCCAGUUGCCUGAUUUUGGAGUCUUCAAGAAAACCAUUUGCAGUUAUUCUCUUCAUUCUGAACCUAAAGAGAGUCGCAGGAAAAACCAGCCACACUGAGAUUUAUGGCUGGAAUCUGUUCAAAGAAUGAGUGCUCUUGAUGCAUUCUUGAGUUGAGUUCUCAUGAUCGCUGGGACAUUCUUAAGGUUGAGGUGUCAACUUUGAGCUAUCCCAGCCAAGGUGAAAGGUUGAAUGUUUAUUCAGUCUGGGGGUCCUGUUGUUAAUCAGCAACUCUGUCUCUUUGAAGUAUAAAAGAUUGACUCUUUGCCUUUUGGGAGAGCACCUCUUGGUUAUUUUCCAGGAGGUUGUAAAAGGCAUCAAUUUGGUGUGGAAAUUCACUCCCCACCUCCUUUUCACAGUGACUAGGUCACUCUGAAUUCCUUUGGGGGUGCUUUAAGGUGAAAAAGCAGUUGUCUGUGCUACAUGAAGAUCACAGUCUCUCCAUUUGCAGUGGCUGCUUUCACAGAAAACAUCUCUUGUGGGUAGAAUGGGAAAUACAAUGCCUGCCUCAGAGUUGUCUUUAGAUGUCUCCCUCUGCUAUUGAUCAGACGGACAUCACCUUUGCGCCUCUGCACGCCCUUGCACCUUGUGCCAUCAGCCAGCUCCACAGAGUGUGUCUCGGCCUGGAACUCAUCAUCAAACCUCUUAAACCUUGUUAGGUCUGUGAUAAUAUGCAAGGUUGUCCUGCAGUCAACCAUCAGGCCCCUCUCAUCGACACCUGCUCUUACAGUGACUACACCACAGUUUGUGCUGGCAGGCUCUGGCCAAGUGUCCCUUCAGGCCACACUUGAAGCACACCACAUCCACCGCUUCAAUCCUCUCAGCUCCCCGGUCACCUGUACUGGCAGCUCUCUCUCUCUGCUGCUGUGUGCGCACCUUUAUUACGCUAUCAUCUAUGGCUGCAACAGCACGCAUCUUUGCUGUGUCCUCAUACUGUUGCUCUGUAGCUUCGUUUUAAACUUGCAAAAAAUAUGGUCUCAACGCGUUGUGUGACAUGGAUCACAAAUGGUAUGAAGGACUCAGGCAGACCUUUCAGAACCGUAGUAGGUCUUUGUCCAGAUCACAUACUUAGUCACACUCUCGCUGUCUAACUUUUAAAGUAAAAUCAGUUCUGUAUAGAGACUCUCUUUUACCUUGAAAGUAGCCUCAAUAUCUUUAGAGCUUCUGUCCUGUCAUCGGCUGCCUCUCACAUCACCAGCAGCAAACUUUUAUCAUCCAGGAACAGGAUUAGCACCGCAUAGGCUUUGGCAUUCAUUCCCACAUCUGCCAGCAGCUCCUCUACGUCAUCAGUUGCUCUGUUAGAAUAGUGUCAUCUAACCCUUCCAAAAGAAAGGUGGCCCAGAGAUCUUGCUCUGUCAAGAUUGUACAGCGGCGACACAGUGCAAACCCAAAACAGCGCUGAACUUUAACGGAGGGAAUAAAAAACGCACUGCAUUACUGCUGCCCUCACACUGCAAUCAGUGACAGCUGAAUGUGCAGGAGAGCUUUUAUUAAACACUCCCACUAUUCAGGUGGUUUGUUUGAGUCACAAAUUACAAAUCAAGUUUGCCCACCAUCAAUAUAAAACACAAAUAAAAAAAUAAUUGAGGGCACCAUUCACCAAUCAGAAAGAGAGAGAGAACUGACUGCAGCACAGUGUGUAACAGAGCUGUGUGUGUGUGUGUGUGUGUGUGUGUGUGUGUGUGUGUGUGUGUGUGUGUGUGUGUGUGUGUGUGUGUGUGUGUGUGUGUGUGUGUUGUAGUAACUCUUAGGUGUGGGUCCAGUGGAAAUUGGAUCAGUUCAAGUCCGAGGACCAGUCUGCCCAGCUGUCUGCAGACCAACCAGACAGGUAACCACUAAUGAAUAACUGUACAUGUAAACAGUGAAAACUGCAGUACACAUGAAACAACAUACAGCAAAAAAUACACCUUUAAGCUGAGUCUUGUCUGUGCUCUGUGACUCCCCUGAUUGUCCUCGAUAUCUUCUGUCUGUCCUCUGUGAUUCUGGUCUAACCUCAGUCUGUCUGUUCUCUGUGUCCUCUAUAUGUCCCUUGUCUGUACCCUGUGGUUUCUCUGAUAUACUGAUCAUGUCCUCAGUCUGUCCUCUGUAAUUCCUUCAUCUGUCCUCUUCAUGUCCUCAGUAUGCCCUAUGUAAUUCCUGUUUAUUCUCUUUAUUACCUCUGUCUGUCCUCUUCAUGUUCUCAGUCUUCCCUAUGUAAUUCCUGUCUAUCCUCUCUAUAACUUCUGUCUGUCCUCUGUGAUUGCUCUGUCUUUCGUCUACAUGUCCUCAGUCUGUCCUCUGUAAUUUCACUGUCUAUGCUCUUUAUAACCUCUUUUUGUCCUCAGUCUUUCCUCUGUAAUUUUUCUGUCCUCUUUGUGUCCUCAGUCUGUCUUCUGUAAUUCCUCUGCCUGUUCUGUUUAUGUCCUCUGUCUGUCCUACCAGAUUCCUGUGACCGUCCUCUGUAUGUCCUAGGUCUGUUCUCUUUAAUUCCUAUGUCUAUCCUCUGUAAUUCCUUAGUCUGUCCUCUGUGAUUCCCUUGCCUGUCUUCUCGACCUCCCUUUUGUCUGUCCUCUGUGAUUCUGUCGUCUGUCCUCUGUCUAGCUUCUUUAUGUCCUCUGUCUGUCCUCUGUAAGUCCUCUGCAUGUUCUCUUUAUGACCUCUGUCUGUCCUCUGUGAUUUCUCUUUCUCUCUGUCUUCUGUGUUUCUUCUGUUGCACUUGUCUGUCCUCUGCGAUUCCUCUUCAUAUCCUCAGUCUGUCCUCCUUAAUUCCUCUGCUUGUCCAUUGUCUAUCUGCCCUCUGUCCGUCUGUCUUCUGUGUCCUCUAUGUGUCCUUUUUCUGCCUUCUGUGAUGUCAAUGCUCGUCCUCUUCAUGACCUCUGUCUUGUCCUUCUCUGUCCAGCUUGUGGUCGGCCAGUUCGUCCUCUCCCAUCACAGGUGAAGCGAAUUGUUGGAGGUCGUAGUGCUGAGCCAGGUCAAUUCCCCUGGCAGGUCCUGCUCAGCGUGAAGGACCUGUCCAGGGUCCCUGAGGACCGCUGGUUUGGCUCUGGGGCCCUGCUAUCUGAGUCCUGGGUCCUCACAGCAGCCCAUGUCCUAAGGUCUCAGAGAAGGGACACCAGUGUUGUCUCCGUGGCCCCUGAACACGUCAAGGUGUGAGGAAGAAGAAUAUAUACCUUACAGUCAGCUCUCUUUAUCUAAGCAUGCUCUGUUAGACUGGAACUCCCAAAGAGUGUCUAUGAUGUUUUUUAAAGAGGCUGUAGAUACACUUCAACUGAGUUGUCCACUUUCACAAGGAUAAUCGGGUUAGACAGUAUGAGUUUAACCAGUGCAACCAGGUUAAGGAUUUUAACCAGGAUUAACCCAACCAUGUGUUCCAGGUGUUUCUUGGUCUCCAUGAUGCUGCAAAUAAGGGCAGAGCCACCACUUGCUUGGUGCAACAGAUAAUCCUCCACCCAGACUUCCAACCAAACAACUACAACAAUGACAUUGCCCUCCUGAAGCUGAUGGAGGGGCUGCAGUUUAAUGCAUUCAUCCGCCCCGUCUGCCUCCCCCCACUUCACACAAAGGUCACAGGACAUCAUACACAUUAUACUGUAAUAUUAAAAAACACAGCAAAGUGUUAUCUGCAGAUGCUUGACAAAAAAAAGCUGGUCUAGACCAGACUUUGUUUACGAAGACCUGGUGUAGAGAUGGGAUCAGACUGAGCUCCAUCCUGUAAAAUCAGACCCACUCCCAAUCCAUCCUUAACCACAGAAGUGAAACACUUCACAGUAUUUAUCAAGUAACAGUGGAGAGGACGAACUUCCUCUAACAGGCAGAAACCUCAGGCAGAACCAGACUCAUGUUAGACAGUCAUCUGCUGAGACUGAACUGGGUUUGGAGAGGGGGGAGAGGGAGAUGGAGAAAGAGAGAGAUGGACAGAGGAAAGACUGAUAGAGGUAGAACGAGAGAGAGAUAGACAGAAGAGAGCUUGAUAGAGGGAGAAAGAGAGAGAUGGUCAGAGGAGCGACUAAUAGAGGGAGAAAGAGAGAGAUGAAAGAGAGAGAUGGACAGAGGAGAGACUGAUGCUCAGUUGAAGCAGCUGACAGAUCCAGAUCCAGAUGAACCUACAGGAUGAUGGGGAUCAGGGACUUUCAGAAAAGACCAACUCUAAUGGAACAUGAUGAUUUAGAGUUUAUGAAUCAGACAGAAAGAGGAUGGAGUAGGAGGAAAGGUGCUCAAUGUACCAGUACCCCCAGCAAUCCAAACCUAAAGCAGCAUAACUAAGAGCUAGUCCAGGCCUGAAACAAAUCUCACUAUAAACUUAAUUUACGAGAAACAUUUUGAGCCUUUGAGACAGGAAAUAGGAAAUGAGACAGGAAAUAUGAGGACAGGAGAUAUAAAUACAUGAUACUUGAAGACGGUGUUGUAGUACUCGAGACCAGGACUCGGACUCAAGUCGAUCCGCUGAACUUGUAACUCGACUCAGACUUGUGCACUGAUGACUCGGACUUGGACUCUAGCUCUGGCUGCAUUCACAUCAAAAUUGUCUAACACAGUCAGUCCAGGUUUACACAGCCAGUAAUUUGGAGUCAAACAGCAGCAUUCCUCAUCCUGAACUCAAUCUUGGCUAUAUUCAUCAUUAUAUUUAAUUCACUAAAAGUUAAAUUCUUAAAGUUCCACUAGGUUCCACUAGUUUCUUGUGUCCUGAUAAGUUGUAAAUGCAGAAAAGAAGUUUUAGGAUUGGCCUUGCAAUGUUUGCAGUAGUGACAUUUCUGGACACAUCAUAUAGAUAAGAGCAUGCUCUGUAACUUUGUAACACAUGUAAUUUUAUUUUUAAUGUGAAAUUGUGCAAAUUUUUUUUUUCACAUACGGUGAUAACCAUUCAAAUUUUUUGCUUUUAUGAGAAAGAUUAUUUGAAAAAGUAUGUCAUAAGCACCCUUAAGUGUUCAUUUAACUGAACCUGGACUCAACUCAGGGGUAGAGGACUCGACUCGGACUCAACUCGUACUAGAGCACUGAGGACUUGAGACUCAACUCGAACUUGAGAUUUGGUGACUCAACUACAACACUGCUUAAAGAUAAAACUAAUGACAAAAUAUUUGAAGACAAAACAUGUGGACAGGACAGGUAGGACAGGUUGAAUUAAAACAGGAUGUAAGAGGACAAGACUUAAAAAAACAGGGUAUGUGACAAGAGAACUUGAGGACAAGUUUUAAGGGCGGUAGAAUGAGGCAAGACACUCCUUGACCAAACAGUAGGGGGACACAGAGGGAUUGGACAUGAGAGAACAAGACUUACAAGGACAGGUAGGUUAAACAGGAGAGGACACAAGGACAGGAAGCCAGUACUUACAAGGAAAGGAUACAAUGACACAAGAACAGGAAGCCAGGACGUAUAGAAUUAGCUAUAAACAAGGAUGAAACAAAAAAUAGGGAAAGUCAAAAAUCUAAGGAAGGUUUAGAUGUAGUCCUGAUGCAAAGUGUGUCCUUACUGUCCGUUUGACCUCUGUCUGUGUUUCAGGGUGACCCUCCCUCUCCCCUCCCUCACUCUCUGGGUGUAGUAGCCGGUUGGGGGAUCUCUAACCUGAACAUCUCCUCUUCCCCCUCUCUGGGAAGCCCUCCCUCUCUGAACUCUGACCUUGGGGCAGCAGUGGUGGACCAAGACGCGACCUCUGAUCUCCUGCAGUACGUGAAAUUGCCAGUGGUCACUCAGAACGAGUGUGAGGCAAGCUAUGCUUCACGCUCUGUAAGUUACAACAUCACUGACAACAUGUUCUGUGCCGGCUACUUCGAGGGGGGGAGGGACACAUGCCUGGGGGAUAGCGGAGGGGCGUUCAUAAUGGAGGAUGUGGUCAGCCAGAGGUGGAUGGUUUUCGGGCUGGUGUCCUGGGGGGGACCGGAGGAGUGCGGCAGUCAGAGGGUGUACGGAGUCUACACCCGUGUGGUCAAAUAUGUGCAGUGGAUACAGCAGCAGCUCCAUGCUGCCCCCUGGUGGUAA